AUGAUCAAUAGAGCCCCUGAGUCGGCCUUUGCGUUCCAAAAUCCUCGCCAAGUUUCAGGUCACGUAUAUCCGAUAAGAAAAACACGCGCGAAACGUUUCGUACCUACUGCUCGAAACAAUGCACGGAAAUUUCACUGGGAAUUGUUCAAUACCACCGCCGUGUAAAUAAAUUCCCCGUCUCCCAUAAAUAUCAUAUCUGAGUGCCUUAGAACUUUGAUCCUCUCAAUCCUGGUGAGGGGUAUGGCCGGUGUACGAGAUCGGAAAACUUAUCGUAUGUGUGUUUUUUGUUUAUUAUAGCCGGAAGACGAAGACAGCGAACUGACAAAUUCCGAAGAUCUCGGCUACACGGAUGGACCACCUACACCUCCACCACCACCGCCGUUCAACGGUAAGUUUUUUUUAAAAUUAUAAUUAAUUUUAGAUUCAGCGUGUAGCCAGAAAUGUAUUGGUUUUACAAUAAUUUUUUUUUUUAUCUUUAAGCAACUUUUCUACCUAAAAUCUUGCUCUGAUGUAUCAAGUGUAUAUCAUCUUAUCUGAAAGGAAAAUUUUAUUUUGUUGAUACUUUAAAGAAGUCAUUUUUUCUAAAUGGUUUUUUUUAAUAAUUGAGAAAAACGUAUGAAACAUGAGAAAAUUUACGUACAUGUAUAAAAUAAACUUCGCCUCAAAUCGUUUAUCGUUAGCAGUGGUUUUUAUGCUUAAUUUUCAGUAAUUUUUACAUUUUUAAUUUUGAGAGUUGUUUGUUAAACAAUAUUGUUGUAGUAUAGUAUAGUUUUGUUCUGUUAUACGUAUAAACCAGUAUUCGAUUAUUUAUUUAUUGUUUUACAAAGAAUAUUUCUAUAAUAAUGUACAUAAAAUAGAUGGGUGAGAGAGUUUCUGAUAGGUGUUUUUUUUUUAUCACUUCCUCGGUAUAAGUAAACUUUUUAACCCGAAAACAUAUAUUAUAUAAGGUAUUUCAGAAAUCCGUACGAAUUUAAAAACGCGAUAAAAGUUUCAAAUUGUAUUAAAAAUUUAAAAAAAUUUCACACGCAGCUCAGAAAUUCCCAGCAAUUUUAAAAUCGUGCAGAUUCAUGAAACGCACUGUACAUUCAACAUGAAUAAAAUCGUAUUUGGGAAAUGAGUAGGUAUACAGUUUAACAAAAACUACGUACAAUUAUUAUUAUUAGUGUAAAAGUUUCGCGAAACGCUCCGACAUUUUAUUUUCAAAGGAUUUAAAACUACUGAAACAUCGCCGACCGCGUGUAAUGGCUUAUAAAAACAACAGAGAUAGUUGUUUAUGCCGUGGUUACUAUACAGCCAUCGCGUAAAGUUGUUUCCGCUUCUCACACCGUACCGAAAUACGUUGCAACGCCCACAUUGUUAUUAUUAAAAGGCUGCUCUUAUAUCACAUGUCCGCCGAUACUGGCAACGCGUGUUUAUAUACAAAUUAUAAUUUAUUUUUCUCGGGCAUCCGUCGUGUAAAUUCGUCGAUGGUAUAUGAAGAAUCUGCAGGCAGGCGAGGAUCCAGAGCAAAGAUUUGAGGAGGGGGACCCAACAAUUUUUUUUUUACAACACCUAUACAACUACCAAAAAAAAUAGUAUAAAAAAGGCGGACAUAGUUCGCAUGUGGGUGCAGCCAAUGUUGUAGAUGAAAAGCUGAGAAGGUAGAAUACAAAAGGGAAUUUGAUGUAUAUUUGUAAGCAACGAUAAACCAUUCAUUAUAAAAAUAUUAUUCUGAGUGGAUUUUAGUUUAUAGUGAUGUUUUUUCAACAUUAUAUAUGUCAUAUUAUAGCAAAAUAAUUAAAUAGUUAUUGUAUAUUUUCUUUAAUUUGUUUAAUAUUGUACUGAUAUUCCCGCUUUUUCUCUGUUUUUUCCCAGCUUUUCCCAUUUGUUAAGAAAACUCCUGGGAAAAUCGAAAAGUGACUUCCCUAAAGUACCUCCCCCUAGUAAAAAUUUACUUUUAGAAAAUGUGCUAUCAUUGUAAAUUAGAGCACAAUUUCCGGUAAAAAAGUUGUUCACAAGAAAAAAAAGGCUGUAAUAUUUUUAAAUAAUACCUACACUUCGCACAUUUUCCCGUUUCUCCUUAGUUGUUUCUCAGUUUUUUUUAUUUUUUGAAAAAAUCGAAAAAUGACCUCUUUAAAAAAAAUGUAUUAAAAUCGAAAUUUAUAUUAUUUUAAUAUAGCUCGGUUUAUAGAAUUGCUCGUUCGACAAUAUGCGUUUCCUUGACAACAAUUAUUGUUUUAAAAUACUAGUUUAUUAAAAUAAUUAAAACUUAAUAAUAACAAAAAAAGAAUAAAAACGGUUAUUAAUUAAAAACUUAUUUUCAAUCUUUUUUUAACCUAAAGAACCAGGAUUUUCUCAUUAUAUCGUAAUUAUUUACAUUAUUUACAUUUACAUUAUACUGUACUAUACAUUAUACAUUAUAAUGUAAAUGAGAAUUUCAAAAAAUGACCUCCUUAACGUACCACCCAGAGAACAAUUUAUUUCAAAAAAGAUGCUAUACUUGAUAAUCGGAUUAAGCUUUCUGGUAGAAAAAGUGUUCACAUAAAAAAAUAAAUACAAAAAUAAACAUCAUUGUAAAAUGAAUACAUUCCGCUUUCCGCUCAGAAUCUAAAAUAUAUAUUGUAUAUGUAUAUAUUUAUAUUAUUUAGAUAAUUAACUUUUAGUUUUAGUACUGUUAAACGAAUCAUGUUAAACAUUAACUCAUUGAACUUUUAUUAAUUAUAUUUACAUAUGAGAAAUAAAAUAAGUUUUUUUAGUUAAAAAAUAUUACAAGUAUUAUAUAGUAAAAGUCAUUGUGGAAAAUAAAACAAACAGUAUACAAUAAUUUAAUUCAAAUCAACAUAAUAAUAAAAAUCCGACACAAAAACAUAAAUCAACCAAUAAAUCUGAUGAAUUAACGAUGAACACAUUUAACAUUCUAUUGUAUUUUUAUUAACGUAAAAAAGAAAAAUAUUUUUCGGCUUUUCAAAUAGGUACUUGAAUACAAGUCGUAGAAAAUGUUUAAACCGAUGUGAAAAUAAAUUCUCGAACAAAAAAGAUACACAAAUAUAAUGUAAUCAUAUAAUAUAAUAUACACAAAAAACGCAAAACAAAAACAAUCGAACAAUCGCUGUUAAAUACGAAUCACAAUAGAAUGAAAAUAAUAUUCAAUACAUUGUUCUAAAAUUCAUCUUCGAUCGAAUUAUUUAAAAGUAUUGUCAAAGUCAAUAAAAGUUUAGGCAAUGUUUUGCGGUUUUAUCUUUUGAUCACAUUUUAUUAAAACAAAAUAAUAUUCGGGAUUUUAUUCAGUGUUGCAAAAUCUGAAUAAUGAUCGAAAUUUGGAAGUACGUACUUUCCCCGUGGACACUUUAAAUACGAUGGGAACAUUAUUAUUUUCGUAAAAUUUGUGUAACCUGAAUGUGUAAAGGCAAAGACGUUAGGGACCAGUCGUCUUGUUUUACACAGUUUAUUUCGAUAAGAGCUCGGUAUUGGUUUUGUUUCGAAAAUAUAAAAAGGAAAAUGUUUUAGAAAAUGCCGGUUGCUAUUUUAUAUAGAUUAAGCAAAAUACAAGCAAUUUCGAAAUUUAUUGAUUUUUUAAUAGUUAUAAAUAAAUUCAAAACUACGAAUAAUAUCGUGGCAUAAUGUUUACCUUUUGACAAAUACUUGAUUUAAAAAUUAAAAAAAAAAAAAACGUCUACUUGAAGUUACGUAAAGAAUUGCACGGUAUGUGUAAUAUUGGGUUAAAUAAAUAUCUACUAUAUUUGUUGGGCUCACAACUCAGAAAGAUAAUAAUAAAUUAGCUGUCGAGCAGAGAUAAACCAAAUAGUAUACUAACUGAUAUCCAUAGCAAGAGACUGGGUUGGUGUGGUCACGAUUGAUAAAAACAAAAUUAGAACAAUUCACUAUAAAUGGACGAUUUUAGUGAAAAACAGAUCACGUGGUCAAGACAGAGAGAAAUGUAAGCGAGUUUGUUUUGCGGCAGUAGGUCUCAAUGGCGUCUAAAGCUGUUCCAAGAAGGCGAAGAAAAAUAAUAUAAUAUUUACUAUUGGCUCAUACGAAUACGAUUGUAUUUGUUUACCGACUUCGGCAUUUUCUGUUUUGCAGCAGUUUAUGAUAUCCAAUAACUUAGAGUGCACAAUCACACUUAUAAUAUAUUGUAUAUAUAUAUAUUGCUAGGAAUAUCAACUGUAUACAUAGUUCUUAAGUAGGUUUAUCAUAGUCGUAAUUGUAAGAGCAUUUUAAUUAAAUUGAACGCGGUCAAGACGUACCUAUAUAUCGUACUAUGCAGUCUAUCGCGAUUGACUUGCAGUGUUCCGAUACACAAACAAUCGUUUUUGAAAUAAUAUUCGGUUGCGUUCAAAAUUAUCAUAAUGUGUAGUAUAAAAUUCGAGCUAUAAUUGCAUAUUUGUGUUUUUAUCUCAAAACCUGGCUGUAAGAUUUAACCGAAAAUUGACAUUUAAUGAUUCUUAAGCAUAUGGAAUCCAUUGGUCCGGGUGUCUUUUUCGGAUAGAAAAUUCGGUCAAGGGGCUAAACAGAGUGCCAAAAUUACGCGUCUGCGUGUACCAUCAGUAACAUUCGGAUAAUCGUCACGCAGCAACAUUAAUUUAGUAUUUAUCUGCGUCGAUGACACCGUUGUCAACGGAUUAAUAUUAUCUAUGUCGGUAAAAUAUUUGUUAAUUCGUCUUUACUGUUUGAAAAAUGUUCAUAUUUUUUAUUAUUCUAGUGAAAUCAUAAAACUGUAAUCACUGUAAUCACUGUGUAUUUUUACAAUAGGUAUUAAAAAUUUGACAAUAUGACGUCAUUUUUUAAUUUUAAAUCCCGACGAAGAGACACUUUACUAUUUGCUACAGGUUCAUUAUUUGUAAUAUCUGAAGAUUAUAAAUAACUUCACGGAUUAAAUCAUUUAGUUUUCGGUGCUUUUAGUAAAUGUAUUCUUCGGAUAUUAUUAGUAGAAGUACAAACCAGUAUGAGAAAAUAAAUUCGCGUACAUAUUUAAUCAACUGACAAAACUGCACCCGAACAAAGUUCAGUCUUCAAUUACUGAGAAUUACGGUUUUUUCACAGACCGGGCCGGACCAACGAAGAGAAACUAAAUCGGGAUCGGGGCCAUGUAUACAAACGUAUAACUCUGGACUUAUGGUAUUUUUUAUUUAAAUAACGUUUACAAUCAAAAAUCUUAUAUUUUUUAUCUUAUAAUUGUAUUGAAAUUUUCGAUUUCUGUCAAGCCGCUGACGAGAUAUAACACUUUCAAUUUUAGGUUGGAAGAGAGAAGUGGUACAUUAUUAACACGCUGCGCCAUACCAUCACACUAAUGAUACUCCACUACUCUUCUCCAACAUAAAAUUAAAAGUAGUGUCAACGGCUUGACAGAAAUCGAAAAUUUCAACACUAAAAUUUAUUUUAACUAAUACUAUCUAUUUAUGGACUUUUUAAUAUAGAUUGCCAUUUGAAAAUAAAAAGUAGGUAGUUGUUUAACCCUUGAAAAUAAGGAUGGCAAAAAAUAACACAAAUAUAAAAUUGUGAAGCAGCUUGUUUCUUAAGUGUUAUAGAAAACCAAUUCCGGAAAAAGUUAAUAUUUUCCGAGAUAAUGAUUGUGUCCACUCAAAUGAAUCACCUGGUAUUAUGCUACAAUAUUAGACGGUAUUACGAAUGUGUAGAGAAUAACGCAAAAUCGGUCCAAUAAACAAAUAUUUAGAAACAAACAUUUAUUUUUUAACGUUUCAUACCUCUUAACCCCUAAUACCCAUAACGCGUGCAAUAACCUUGUACCUUAUAUGCUUUUAUAAUAUUAUAUUAUAGUUUAUUGAUCACCGGAACAAAAUUAAAAUGCGCUUGGCUCAAGCGUUCGGCAAUAUUAUAUUAAGAAUGACGUAUACAUAAUAACCGGGAUUUGAUAUAUUUCGCCGGUGUAUUUAUAGGCGAGAGGUCGGAUGGGGAUCGGCUGCUUAUAAGAGUAUAAUAAUAUUAUUAUAUCAGCGAAUAUUAUUAUCUACGUACCUGCGGAUCGUUUCGUAUGUUCGCGCUAUGUUAUAUUUUAUGGGCAAGGGUCCGAUGACGACGACACAUUAUAUAGAUGCGUAUUCGGUCCCCGACAUUUUAUUUUACGUUCCUUGAAAAAAGUCUGUACCCGUCGGCUACGCCCGAUUUUAUCUUAUUAUAAAAAAAAAAAACUACAGGUAAGAUUAAGAAACGGGGAACAUUAUACGAGUAAUAACGUUGAAUAAAUUACAUACAGACAUCAGUAGACAAAGAAAAUGUGUACGGUGAUUUUUUUUUUUUUUUUACAAGAUAUAUGUAUCUAUAAUCUUUUUGUAUAUACGAAUAAAUUGGGUAAAGACUGUAAGCUGCAGAUUUUAACAUAUCUGUUACGAAAUGAUUCCGCAAAGUUGUAUUAUUUUCUAUUGUAACUACGAGUGCUAAUAAAAUCAGUUAUGGGUUUUAAAAAUGACAAGAAAACUACUAUUAUUAUUAUUUACACUAUUAUCUAGCAAUAGAAAAGCAUUGCAAGGUCGGCUAGUAAUAUGUAUAUUUUUUUAUUAUAUAUUAUAAUUAACUAAAACAUAUAUAAUAUAUCAAUUAUAAUUUCCUCCGAGUUUUGGUUUCACCUAGACUUAAAGGUAAGUUCUACAAGAGAGUGAUGAGACCGAUUAUGUUACAUGGAUCGGAGUGUUAGGUGGUAGACAAAAAAACAUAACAGAGAUGAUGCUUAGGUAGAUGAGUGAAGUGACGAGAGAAAGAUAAUAAGGAAUGAAUACAUAAGUGGUAUAUUAGACGUGGCUUCGAUAAUAGAAGAAAUUUAAAAAAAAAAUAGAUUGAGAUGGUUUAGGCAUGUUAUGAGGAGAAAUAAAUCAGAAGCAGUAAGAAUUUCAUUGAAACAGGAAAAAGAGGUGGUUGGAUACGAUUGAAAAUGAUGCAAGGACAGCUGGUGUAUGCGAGGUUGGAGAUCGUAUCAAAUUGAAGUUUAAGACACGGGUGGUUGGGCGUCGUUCAAAACCGCACACUUACCGUUCAUAACCGCACAUAUUUUAUUUAUUGUCAAAAAUGAAAAUUUGGAAGGUCGAUAGUUCAAAACCGCACACAUUUGGUUGGCAGUGAGAAGCAUUAUGGGUGAAAUUAAAUACCCAAUGUGGUCACAGGCUCACUGCGCUCACUCAGACAAUUUUAGUCGAAAAUAACCCUCGAUUUAUUGGGCAAAACCACGUUCGAUAGGACACAAACUAAAAUAUGUGCGAUAUUGAACGGUAUCAUUUUUGGAAAACUAUAUGUACAAGUGUGCGGUUUUGAAUGAAGACCAUCUUAAAAGUAUGUGGUUAUGACGACCGCCAGCAUAGUAGACUCCAAAUAGUUAGGAUAAAGGCUAAGGAAAAGAAGUAGACUUUUUUUAUUAUAUUUUGUCAAUUGAUAUUAUAACUUUUGAAUUCUGAGCACAACAAGGAAUGUAUUGGUUUUAUGUCCUAUAUAUGCAUGCUUGUGUAUAUGUGUAGUGUGUAAUUGUCAACAACUUUUCUACUAAAAAUCAAGAUUUUCUAGCAUAGCACUUUUUUUGAAAGUGAAUUUUAUCUCAAUGGUGCAUUUUUUUAAUAAUUGGAAAAAUUUAAGGAAAAAAAUUAAAAAACAAGAAUCGUUUCUGGAAAUAAAUAAUUUCAUUAUUUCUUUUUUUUAUAAUUUAGUUUAAAAUUACCUGAAUAUUUUUCAGCUAUUUAUAGGCAUUUUAGUUUUUUUUUUAGUUUUUUUCUGGUUGUAUUUGUAUAAAAUUAUUUUGACUGGAAAAAAAUGCUUGUCAAGUUUACACAUGAUACAUCGUAAGUUGUAUUCUAUAAUAAAAAAAAGUUAAAUGUACUAAAGUAGGAUUUUUAUGAGCUUUUUACGUUCAACUUUUGACAAAAAUCAUAAAAACCAUGGCAUUUCAAAACUAGUUAAAUCAAUUUUCUUUCAGAACCGUAUUUCGUUAGCAAAAUUGCAUUGUUGUGUAUAGAUAUAAAUUGAAUAUAUGUAUCCAAACUUCCCAACCACUAUAUUUUAAAAUAAUCAUAUAGACAAUUUUUAAAUAAGAUCGUAUUCUUUAAUUCUAUAUUAGUCGUUAAAAAAAAAAAUGGUAACGUUUAAAUCGAAUUAGUAAACAACAUUCAAUAGAGAUCACCUCCUAUUCCUUAUUAUUUAUUUUUAGUUUUUAUAGUUAAAAAAAAAAUUGUUUAAAAACCAUAAGUGAAUUAGAUACUUAUUUUUUCUUGAGUAACAAAAAAAAAAACGUCGACACGUAAUCCGUUAUUCAACGCAUAUUAUAGUGAUUGAUUGAUAUUCAAAUAUAAUAUGCCUGGUGGAUCUUUUAUUAAGAUUUCUUUUCCGAAAGAUUUUAUACUAAGCUUAUAAUGUACAUAGAUAAAAAUGAUGAAGGCUAAUACUGUUGAUGGGUAUUCCACUGUUUUAAAUGAAAAAUUGGAAGGGAGAAUAUAUUUAUAAUUUAAUUUAUAUCCAUAUACGUAACGAUAAAACAUUGCUUACGAAAAACGAUUCUAAGCGAAAUAUCAGAAGUUGUAUUUUUCCCUUGUUUCUAGGGUAACUCAAAAAUCAAUAAAUUGUAUUUAACAAAUUUGCAGUUUCCUUAAUUAUUAAAAAACUACAAGGAAAAUUGAAAACCGGACAUACAAUGUCCAAUUUGAUUGGAAUAUGAUUUCUAGUUGAGUAGUUGUUUAAAUUAAUUGAAGCUUUUUCUCCUUUAUUAUUAAUAUUAUUAAUUUGUGUUCGAACACUUAUUUUUGGGAAAUAUUGUUCGUGAUUAAAAGUCUAAAGUAUAAUAACGAAAUAUUAUGUUAAAAAAUCAUUCUUCUAUUCACGAAAAAAAUGGUUUUUUCAUUAGAUAUUUCUCGAUUAUUAACCAACAUAUAAAAAAAAUAUACUUAUUCCAUAAUAUCAUUCAAACAAGCACAAUAUUUAUUAGUUGUAUGCAUUUUAACUCUACUGUUUUUGUUAUACUGAACAAAUAUAAUAUGUGUAACGGAAUAAAUUUUAAUAUUGGUACGAAAUAUUUUCUGUUAUACAAGAAAAUGCAUUGCUAUUUGAUCUAAAUUAAAUUAAAAUUUUUGUUGGCUUAUCAUUAAUCUUGUUAGUCGGUAUUGUUCUUGAAAAAUGAAUCAUCUAUUGAAUAUUAAAUAAGUAAUUUAGGUCGAAUCUGUGUAUACGAAAUUUAUAUUAAACUAAUAGUAUACAGUCGGUAAGUGAUUACGUGUAAAAAAAUGUUAUUCUUCAAUCGAACGAUAUAGAUUAUAGAUUGUAAUGAUUGAAGCCGUACAUAAUUCACGUCAUGGUUGGGCAAUUGUUGUAGAUAGGAGUUGGAGAUAUAUCGGCUAUAAGAAAAUUUAGUUUAAUUUCUGAAAGUGAUUGGAAAUUAUCGUAAUCAAAAAACGAUUUUUAAACGAAGCUUGGUAAACUGAUAAAAGGUAUAGUAGUAUUAGUCGUGUUCUUUUGUUAUCCUUUUUUCUAACAAGAAAAUAGAAACUAUUACACAGUGUUAUGUCUGUUAAAUUUAUUACACAUGCAUAAUUUAUCACAAAUUAAUGUAUACAGAAUACAGAACGAUAGCUUAUCAAUUGAUAACAAUAGUUUCUCGCAUUUCUGUUAUGGUCAUAAUAAAUUCCGAAUGCUUAAUAGUGACCAGAGUAGAUUCUAGUUACGGAGCUCUGCUGUUCAUGGGCGUUUCCAUUGUAACUAAUGUAAUUUAAAAAAAAAAAAAACUAAAAGUAAAUAUAAUGUACCGUCAUAUUUGUCGUCGAUUUUUUUAAUUUCUAAGAAAAACGGUACAGGAAUCUAGACAACCUUUUUAAAUAAAAUACCACAGGCUGAAAAAUUCGUUAUUUUUAAGGUAUGCAAAAUUCGGACCGUUUUUACCAUCCGAAAAAUAUUUUCCAAGAAUAAAAUAAGUACUUCACUACAUUCAGAAUCGUAUAUAACUUAACCUUAUAAUCUGACCUUAAUUUUCAUGAAUAACUAGUUAUAAAAUUAAAUUAAGUACCUCGUACCUAUCAUGUAUUAUUGACUUAGAUGGUCUACAAUUAUAACGAUUUACCCUGGUUUUAUACAUAUGAGAUUCAAUUUCUAUUUAAGAGUCUUAGACCAAUAGAGAAUCUGCAGUUUGGGAACAAUUUGUGUUUGAUUAUGUAUAUAUUUUUACCGCAAUUUCCAUAAAUUCUGCGUUAACGAUACCUUUAAACUUAUAGUAUUAUAAGAUAUAAGUUGUAUAUAGGUUAAACUAGCGAACCAACAAUAAUAGUAUGGGUCUAUAAACGUGUUGUUUAAUAUUAUGCUUCGGCCGUAAAAUGUGAACAUAGUACCUACCUACCUAUAACAUAUAUAGUGGUGUAUCGUCUAUUAAUAAUUUCGUACAGCAUGUUUAAUACUUACCUUAUACAUUAUAAUUAUUGUAUUUUAGUGUAAAAUUUAACCUCGACGUCUAAGUUAUUGGUGAGGUAUUAUAGAGAUAUUAUGUAUAGUUACACAGUUACAUUAUGCAAUUAUUACGAGGGACAUAGUUUAUAAUAGUCACUAACCCACAUUUUAGUAAAAUCUUCCGUAUUGUAAUAUUAUGCAAUAUCGAGUACUCUGGAUCCAAUUUCACAAAUCAAUUUUAUAUUUUUGUAUAGAUUGUUUGUGCUCGGGAAUAAAUAUCGUUUACAGGACUGUAUUUUAGAUUCAGAUCAUAGCGAGCUAUUGAUUUUACUAAGAUGUUUAUUUCUUUUUUUUCUAGAGUGUGGGCAGAUUUUUUCAAGUAAACUUAUUCCAGUGUAGCACUUUUUCUGAAAGCUCAUGUUAUCUAGAUUGUAUAUUAAGGUCAUAUUUUCUUUUCGACACCUUUUUUGUUGUCUUUUUGAUUUAUUUUAUUACGAUAUCAUUGCCAAAACUUUUAAGUCACUAUUGGGCAUUUAAAGAAUUUUAAUUUUUGGUAGUUUUUUUGCUGUAAUUCGGUUACAAAUACACGUAGAGACUUGAAGGUUGGUAAUAAUACUUAUAUUAGACUUACCUAAACGUGGUAAUGUUUCCAAAAUCAUCGGACGAAUUUUUUUUUUUUUUUAAUAAGCGUUUUGAAAUCAAAUUUAAACGAAAAUCGUAUAAAAAAUUACGGCAUUUUAAUUUAUGUAUUACCGAACUGCGCUCGGGAUCGUCUUUCGUCAAGCAAUGGUUUAUAGUUGCUUACAGAUGUAAAUUAAAUAACCUUGUGUAUCCUACCUUCCCAACUUCUCACCUACAACAGUGGCCACACCCGUCCCCAGUAUCAGCUCUUUUUUUUUAUUUGGUAGUAAUUACUUAUACAAUUUUGGAAUUAAAAGGCGAUUGUUUUGACGGAAAUUAAAUGAUUACAAUCUCAUAAAUAUUAAUAUUACGAUUAAAGACAAUAGCUGUUAUAAUCAAUUAAAUGGAUUGAAAAUGUUGACGUUUCAUUAAAGUAUAUUGAUAUAGAUCCAUAGGGUGUUCUAAAUGGAUUAUCUUUCGAGUCAAGUAGAGUAAAUUUAUAACUUUAAUAUUUUAGCUCGAAAUAUGUCUUUAAAAUACAUUUACUUAAAAAAUGUGCUAUCCUACGUGGCUUCUUGUGGUAGAAUAUUAACUCUUCCGUGGCUUAUAGCUCCAUUUAUGCCACUGAAAUAUAACUGUAGUAUCAAAUUAAACCAGAAAACCAUUCGAUCCAUUUGCAAUGCAAUCAAAUUAUUUUAAAUUUGUACUCGUAUUAAUAAAUGGAUUUCUCGGAAGAUUUGAAAAUGCUCAGUUUAGUUUACAUAAUUUCGCCUACAUGAAUAGUUUUUAUUAUGAUGGUAGUAUUACGUUGUUUAUGAUUUUUGCGCACGUUGUUUUUCCCGGUUUCUUUGAAAAUUUCGGUAGUGUAUUAUUAAUAUUCCAAUUUUAGUUCUCCACAAAAGCUUUUCUUUAUAUACUAUACACAGCAGUAACUUCGGGCAUUUCUUAUACAAUAAAAUAUAUUAUAUAUAGGAACUUACUAACGUUUAUCAGGGUUUUUUUUUUUACCUGUCUUAUUUUUGGUUAUAGGUUAGGUACCUAUGAAUAUUAUAAACCGUAUUCUUAUUAUUGUAAUCGCACUACUAUGCCUCUAUACGAAACGUCCUUCGAUUCAAGUCUUCAACCCUCUAUGGGCACUUGAGUCGUUCCCGGUAUUCUUCCUCUUUAGCAUCCGUAAUCGUCGAUUUCGUGUUUUGAUCCCAGUAUGAUGAGAUUCACUGUUUAACUUCACCCUCUUCAGCCCAAGCUCACAAAGCCUUCACCGGGUUCUAAAACGUUUUCGUUAACUAACAACGCUACCUGUAUAGCCUUUACAAAAUAUUGUUUACUGUUUCACUCAACUAUUUCAUCGUUACCAGAGUAGCCAAAGUUCACUUUAAUAACCGAAUUCUUACUUUAUAAGAAGAUGCUACGCUAUAUAAUAUAAUAAUAUGUUGUUAUCUUUGUCGUCCACAUUAGUCAAACACGCACUUAAAACAACAGCAGUCGUUUCGAUCACGGUACCUUUUAAGUAUGUUUUAAAGUAUACAUUGUCCUACGUUAUAUGGCCUGCUGUAAACUGGAGACUUUUCGUCUUGUAAAUUUAUUUUAUUCUAAUGAGGAGCCUGAGGCCUCGUCACGUGCAAAGUAUAUUAUGUUGUUAUUCGGUAAAUAAUAUAAUUAACGUGCAGAAAAUUAUUAAAAAUAAAUAUAAAUAUAUGUAAAUAUAGGAUUUUUUUUUUUGCAAAUCUCUUUUUAAAAUUCGGAAAAACAAUGAACAAUAAUAUAUGAUGUGAUGUUUUGGAUCUACAAUUUAUUACGAGUGUCGAGAAUUCCAGAAAUUAAAUAGCGGCACGGUUGAAACUCUUAAAAACUUGUAAUACCUCAAAAAAAAAACCCAUUAUCGAAAAGAGACGCUAAUACAAUUUUAAAUAUAUUAUGUAUUGAUAAACUUGUAAUCGAUGACAAGUGGCUAAUCCGAUGUGAUUUGUGUUUCAGAGAACCCCGGUUACCAGGCACCGAACAUCAAAGGGGACAAAGGUGAUCCAGGUCAAAAGGUAAGCGUUACUAUAAUAUAACAGUUUUAUAUUUUUUUAUCUGGAAUCCUACGGUGGCAGCAGCGACGCCUUUCCGGGGGAACAACACUACAUAAACUAAUGAAUCAUUAGACAGACCGGCGGAAUAUAACUUACAAUAUACAGGGUGUGGCAAAAAUAUUCAUAAAUUUUCAAAGCUGGACGAGUUAACCAAUUCUAUCAAUGUUGAGUUAUCUUCAAACAUUUUUAUGACGUAUUCGUAAUGUUCUAUUUUCGAAAUAACUAAAAUUUCAAUAAAAUAACAGAGUUGAAAUUAUUUUUUAAAAUAAUUAAUUAGGUUACUUUCUAACAAUUUAUUUUAUUUUUAACUAGCUAAAUUAAGUUAUGAAAAAAAAAAAUAAACAUAACUUUUAACUACACUUAGCUUUGCGAUUUGUCCGCUCGAUCGUGAUCAUAAUAUUAAUGGAAAAAAUAGUUGUUUAUUUUGAAAAACUGGACUCAGGCGUUUUUUUUGGGGGGAGGCCUACAUUUUUACGUCAAUUUUUACUGAAUUUUGGUAUAUGUAUUUCCGUCGCACCCUCUAUAUUAUCGGACGUUUAUGACCCACUACUGACCAUCUCGUUGACAAUAAUGCACGAGGUUUAAUAUUUUUGUUCGAACGCAACAGGGAGAAUCGAUCAGAGGACCUCCGGGACCGCCAGGACCUCCGGGACCGCAAGGACCUCCGGGAUCGCCGUUUUCCGGCAACUACACUACUGAUGAAAAAGUGAGUGUAUAUUAUAAUACAUAUUUAUGUACAAUAAACAGUAAAAUACAAUGUACGUAAAUACGCGCGAUGUCGAUUCGAAAAUAAAUAAUAAAACAAUCCCCCUAAAAUCAAUCUGUUUUUUUUUUUUUUAACGAUGUCGUAAAAAAACUCGCUUAAUAUAAUAUUUGUUGGGAAAUUUCAACGCGGACCGAAAUUCCCACGUAGCUAUGGUUUUCCUCGUAGGUAAUAUAAUAUUAAACAAUUAAUUCCGACACCAAUCAAAUCGGGCCGUUCACUCAUUUAAUAUUAUACCCGCGACUAUGUAUUAUGAUAUUAUAAAUUGUCGCUAAAUAAUAUUAUCGAAAACCCGGACGUGGGUCCAUUACGGUUGAAAUGCGCUAAUUAAUUCAAACGCUAUAAGUCCCUCUUCUCCGAUAAAUGGACGCCGUCAAUCGCGAGGAAUCCAAAAUGACAUAAUAUCAAAUCAGGAAAACGGAAAGCAUUAAAUUGUUAGCCACGUAUUAACAGCUUUAUUACAAAUAUUAUAAUGCAAUUAUUUGUAAUAUUUGCCAAAAAAAAAAAAAAAACAAAAUUAACUGCCCGUAAAAAAUUGAAAAUGUUUAGUUAAUAUUUUAUGUACGAGUAGGUACUACAUUCAUUAUCUCGGAAAGUAUUAACUUUUUUUAACAUUUUUUUUUAUUUAUAAAUUUUUUUUUUAUAACAUAUAUAAUAAAUAAAUUGUUCAUAAUUUAAGAAACAAGCAUGUCUAAAAUAUUAUAUUACCAUUAUUUUUAUCACCCUUAUUUUUGGGAGUGAAACAAUUACAUUUUUGAUUUUAAAAUGCUAACCAAAAUUAAAAUUUCCUAUAAAUCAAUGGAAUAUUAAUACAUUUUCGUGUGUGGGUAUGAGAGCAUCAUUUGUGUGACGGUUCGAUACGAUACAUUUAAAUAAUACUCCAUUACUCUUCCUUUAACCAAAAAUAAAGUAUAAUAUUUUGUCAAUAAGUGGAUGGAUAUCAGAAAUUAUAUUAAAAUUAUUUAUGACAUGUUAUAAUAUAGGUUACUAUUAGAAAAUUAAAAGCAAGUAGGCGUUUUACAUGCAAAAAUAAGGAUGAAAAAAAUUAUGGUAAUGUAUAAUUAAGAGCUGUUUCAUAAAUUGUCAAAAAUAAUAAUAUUUUCCUAAUACUUAUUCCCAGUUAUAAAAAAAAAAAAACCUACGAGAAAAAUCACAAAAUUACCACCACAAUGCAUACACUAAACAGAAUAUUACCAUAAACCACUUCUGGUGUUGAUGUUAGGAGUAGGAAUUUCUGAUAUAAAAGUUGUGCGCAGAUCAAAUAUAAUCAAAUAUAGACCGUAAAUGUAUGAAAAUCAGUGCGAAUCUUUGUAACUGAAAUUAGUUUAAAAAUAAAUCGCCCUGCAACUAGAAUCUCGUUGAUGUUUUCAAUUAUGAUUGGUUUGUUUAAAUUUGGUUUCCGUAUGUAUGAUACAUACAUAUACAUAUAGGUAGUUUAAAAUUAAAACUAUUUGAAAAAGAUUAUAUCCUGUAGGCGUAAUAAUUUUAGACUGGGUAAAUUUUAUGUAUGUACUGAAUUCCGUCUAAACAAAAUGUUUAAAUUUAAAAUAAUAUAUAUUGCAUAAUUUCUAAACGAUUAACAAUUAUGCACGAUUUCGCAGUAUUAAAUCGCAUUUACUUAAAGUUCUCUUGGCAUAAUAAUAUUCGAAUAAUUUUAAAUAAAAUAAACGGCAGAAAUGAUUACCUGCGUUCCAUUUGGAUUUAAUUCUAUAUAAUAUAAUAUACUUUGUAAACAAAGUUUAUCAUUAAUAUUUAUUAGUUUAAAGUCGUCGCGGCACUUUGGUCUUGAUAAUGAUCUCAAGAGUUUUUAGUUCAUUUUGGUCCGAAUUAAUUUUUUAUUUAUACUUUAAUUAAGUUUAUUUUAUACAACGCCGACCAAAUCCACGGGUUUAAACGGUGAGUCUGUAGAAAAAAAAAAGAUCUGUCAACUAACAUUGUUAUUAAAAAUUUAAACUACAUUAAAACAAAAAAAAAAUUAAUUUCUUAUAAUAUGAACAUUUUUUUUAAAAAGUAGUUUCGAUUACUUCAUAUAUUUAAUUGCAUUUAAUACGUUUUCCUCUAAUAUAUUACUUUACUAGCGUUUGUUUUUUUUUUUUUUUAUCACUUUUUUGAAUGAAAUUAUUGAUUCGAAAUUUAAAAUACACUAAACAUAUAAACACUGACUGCAAAUCAAUUUGAAACAUAUUUUCCUAUAGAAAAAAAAAUAACCUUAAAUAUAGUUAUUUUUUCGGUGAAGUUUUCGUACACAACCUCAUAGUGAUGAAAAUUUCUAUUUCUGAAUUUAUCGUACUAAGUUAUGCAUAAAUAACUAUAAGUAAUCGUAAAUUUCAAAAAUAAAAAUAAAAGUUUCGAAAUUAAGGUCAUUUUGUCACUCAUUUACUACGAAUUCACAGUUCUGUAGUAAAUUGCAUACUGUAUUAUGUUUACUUACUAGACUGUUUUUAAUAAUUUUUUAAAAUAUUUAGAGUUGAUCGAUUCAACUCAACAAAUUUAUUAUGGUAUCUAUUCGUAACUUGAGUACACAACCUUUACUCGUGUACUCGACUGUUUUAUUGAAAAAAAACAAAAACAAAAAUUUAAUAACCGAAAAAAAACAUUUUCAAAUCCAGAUAUUUGCGAUAAGAAGGCCAUGUUGAUGGUUUGAAACUCGACUCAGCUCGAUUUCAAAAAACCACAACUCGCCAAACUCUAAUAAUAUUAUAUAUGGAAUAAGCGAGCAACAGCAGCUAGUAUAUUAAUAUAGGUACCUUUGAAACUGUAGUUUUACCGAGAACCUUACCUGAACUAAAACUUUUAGACGUUUAUUUCAUAAUAUCUGGUCCGGUUGCCGGUCGGGUUCAGUCGGGUUUUCGGCGCAUCCGAUAAAACAUUGAAUUUCGAGGAAGACAUUCGAACCGUCAUUGACCACAAUGACCACGACGGCGACGGUGGCAUCUUAUGUAUUUAAAUAAUUGGCAAAGUUUCGACAUGAGUUGACUGCAGUUUUAAUGCGCCGUUAUCGAAAGUUGACCGAAGUCCGGGAGCACAGAAGAACAUUAUAAUAUUUUGUAUACAGUGUUGCUGGUACCUACCGAUAAUCCGCGAUUGGAUCAUGUGCUGCAAAUGUUCAAUAACGCGGUUUAGGUGUAGUUAGGUAACCUACGAAUCGGAUCGGAUGAUAAUCGUUUAUACAGAGUGUCCAUGAAAGAACGUUUUUUUUUUUUUUUAAUUUUCCCAUUUCUUUGUUUUAUAUCGACAUCACUGUACCGAAAAGUUUUCUUAUCUGAAAAACCUGAAGUUUUGCAUGAUAUCGUUCGUUUUUGUUUUCGAGUGUUAUGAAUGCGCCCGUAACCAUGGAAAGAUUGCUUAUGGAAAUGCACGUUUUGGUUUCCCGAUAGACUCAUCUCAUUGCGUGGGGACCAAAGCUCGCCACAGCACAAUCUUGCGACCUCACCGCCUGCAAUAUUUUUUUUAUAAAGUUACGUUAAAUCGAAAAUGUACGAGAAUAAUCCCUGCGAUCUCUCCCUAUUCAAACGAGAAAUCCGAAGAGUGAUGGGAGGAACUGGAUGACGAAAUGUGUGAGCGCAUUAUCGCAAAUUGUAUGGUCAGAUCAACUGCCUGUAGAGUCAAUAGGUUUCAUAGAUAAACUUCAGGAUCUUCUGAAUAUAACUUAAAAUUUUUAAAAUUCUGAUAAAAUAAAAAAAUUAUUGCAUUUUAUAAAAAAAAAAAAAAAAAAACGUUUUUUCGCAGAUAUCAUUUACAAUAUACACUAAAACUUUGAACGAUGAGUUAAACAAUUUGUAAAAUAAAAAAAAAAAUACAUAUAUAUACAUUAUACUUACAUAAAAUAAUAUUCCCUAAAACAUACUAAGGGAAAAUGGUUAUUUAACUUUGGAUUCAGGGAAUAGAUAGAUUCAUUUAUUAUUCAUAGAAUUUGUUUAUGUACUUAAAUUCUGAUGAAAGAGCUAUUCGUUUUGCAAAUAGUGUGUUUUUCAUCGCUCCGACUUUUUCAUCUCAUACCCUAAAACACGCAGAUUGUUUACCUCGUAGUAGAACAUAAUAGUAUUAUAUAAAGGGAUUUUAGAUAUUCCCAAUACUUUUUCUAAACAAAAAUUAUUUUUAUGAAGUUUUUUUUUCUUGAAGCAAUGGUCGAUUUCUCUUAAAAUAGUAUAUGCGUUGCAUAUUCACAGGCGUAACUAGACAACCAACUUUGUUGGUGUUAAAAUUAUGGACACAUAAAAAAUCCCAUAGGAACUAUGACCCCAUAAUCUCUUUUACACGAUUAUUACAAUAAGAAACUAUACAUUUAAUUUACAGUUUUGUAUUUAGUAAGUUAUCAUAACUAUUUUCACAUUAAUUUUCAUAUAAUAUGUCUGUAGGGAAAUUUGUAUUUUGUUUUGAUCAUUAAAUAUGAAAUACAUAGAUAAAAUAUUUAGUCACCACUAUGAAAAAAACUUAUUUGUCUUUUAUUGGAGGCGCUAAAGACCAUCUAACACCCCCUAGUUGCACAUAUGCGCAUAUUAUAUUAUUAAUCAACAAUAAUUAAAUUAUUAAGUAGUACGGAAAAAGCGUGCACCAACAAUUUAUAAUAAUAAAUUUUGACGUCGUUUCCAUGUGAUGUGUUUUUAGGCCUUCAAUUCCAGUUGGUAUGACCCCAGGGGUCCGCCAGGCGUGUGCAGUUGCAAUUUGACCACACUGUUCGGCCCCGGAAACAUACCGGAACUGUUACCAGGACCACCAGGCAAUCCCGGCAACGAUGGAAAAAUGGGAUUGACAGGACUUCCGGUUAGUAUAUGAUAAUGGUUAUUGUUAUUAUUAUUAUUAUUACAUUUGACAGCCUGCGAUCACAUUUUAGCAUUUAGCAUUUAUCUAUGCAAUUCGUAGUCAGUGACAAGCGAUACAAUACAAAUGCGAACACUUUGUAAAAAUUCAAAAUGUACUUAGAGGAUUGACUAUUUUCCAAAUUUUCUUCAAUAUUGUAAAAUUUGAAAAACUUUAUUUGUGUCGCAAUGAUCAUGAGUUUCUAUGUUCUUUACUAAGAUACGUUGGAAUUAUUUUAUUUUUUUUAUUGAAUCAUUAAAUUAAAAUUAUGGUUAUCAUAAGGAAAAGGCAAAAUAUUCAAAAUAGUCAAUACGGUACAUGGUACACUCUUAAAAAAUGUUCAAAACAAAAAUUUUAGAAUUUGUUUACGAUAACCAAUGAAAUAAUUUAUUUUUCUAUUUCCAACAUAUCCAAGUGAAGAACCUAAAGAAUCAUAACUAGUUAUCAACAUUGAAGUGUUCGAAACACAAUUUUUACAGUUUGAUUUGGCUUUUAGAUUUAAAUCGACUAAAAUAUACUCUUUCACCAAUCUCCAAAAGCGAGCUCGAAAAAAAAUUAUUAUUCAAUUAACUAUUUUGUAAAAACGAUUUUUUUGACAAUUUUCGGUGAUUCGGACAUGUUUAAUAAUGUUUCUAAGAUUUUUCCCCCGGUUUGAUGAAAACUCUUAGUUGAUUUUAUUUAUUUUCUUAUAUUUUUUUCGUUACGGUUCACCAAUUUUGAUCUACCUUCUUUUUCAUUCGAGUGUACCUAAACUGACCCACUUUAUGUCCAGCUGAAUACAUUAUUAUAUAAUGCUAUAGCAUUUAAACAUAGCGUUAUUAAUUCUACUUUCGGGAAAUAUUAUUGAAUUAACAUAUAUUAAAAUAUCGUGAUAUUUAUUUUCCCGGUGUUUAAACAUUCGUUCAAUGAUUAUGUGUAUUGAAGUGUAACAUAAAAUUUACAAAAUUGUAUAAUAGAUAUUAAUAACGAAUUUUCGAACCUACCAACAGCAUUUUAAGAUACUAGUAAUGUUCUAUUUAUAAUGUAUAUAUUGUACAGUAAUUUAUUAGCAAACGAAUAAUAUUUUGUAUUCUAUAUAUUAUUCCAAUAUUAGUUAUUAUUUUAUCACGAACUUAUAAUUAUCUUUUCAGUGGAUUUAUAUCAUUUCUGUUUUUUUCCAAUGUUUAUAGAACCAUUUAAAUUUCAUUUUUACACAAUUUCCUAAUUUUUACCCCUUACUCCUUAUACUUUAAAUGAUUGGUUUAAUUAUGGUUUUUAUAUAGCAACAUUCCUUCUCUCUUUUCAACAUAUUUUUUUUUUUUAUAUCAAAAGAGAAUAUUUAGAGAGAUUUUUAAAAAUUGGUUAAAGUAAUACAUUUAUAAUAAUGGUGGUAAUUGAUUGUGAUAAAAAAAUUACCGUGCAAAUUUGUAUUUAAGUAAAUAUUUUACUCUUAGACACUAUGUAAUCUACCAUAAUAUAGUAUACGUAUCGAUUAAUUCGGUUCAAAUUUAUUUAUUUUUUUUUUAAAAUCUCUUUUCUGGUUAUAAAAUAAAAUUUACAUACAAAUUCUGCACGAGCAAAUUUUACCUAAGGAUCCCUAAACGAAUUCCUUAACGUCUUCCAUAAACAAAUAAAAAAAAAAACCCUAUGCAGAUAUACCAAAAAAUCAGUACACGCAGCGUGCAUUCUUUAAAUAAUUAGGUGCCCAAAAUUGUAAAUACCAGUACUGCACCGCAACACGCGAUGGCACAUACUAUAAUAUGAAUUCUCGUCCUGUACUUUCAAGACAUAAAAUAAUAGAGUAGAAAAUUGGAUACCGAAAUAGGUACCUUAUAUAUGGAUAAGACUUUUGAUAUUGUGUUUUUUUUUUUUUUUGUAAAUAUUUAAAAUAUUUUACAUAUUUUUUAAUACUCGGCAGGACAAAAGAGUAUGUAGACUAGACCUACAAUAUAACAAUGUAAUACGUAGGAUAAAGGUAUAUCGUAUAUGGGACAAAAAAGGUAGAAAAUAUUAUUUUUAAAACAUUACCGGAUCGAGUUUUUUUUUUUUGCAUAGUUCGUAUUAUUUUAAGUUGUAACCACAAAUUUACAACCACAAAAAUGAUAUAACCAACUAUAUGCAAGAAUCGAAACUUUUAAGGAAUUCAAAGAAAAUGGAAUCAGUAAGAUCAGUAUAAAAUACAGAAUUGUUACGAUUGUAGACAUAUAUAUAUAUAUAUAUGGGUUGAUAAAAAAAUAAACCUCAUAUGCUUGGUAAAAUUCAAUAUGUUUAAAUUGGCAUUAUUACUUCUGGCGAUCUAAAAGGUUGUAGAUAUAUUUUUAUUGAUAUACGUUAUAACUAUAGGUAUACUAAUAUUUUUUUUAUUAAUAAAAAAAAAAUCGAGUUUGGUAAAUCGCCAAUAACAACAGCACUGUACGAGUUAAAUGAGACCUAUACCUACUAUACUAUUCGUUCGAGGGAUUAUUAAAGUCAAUAAAGUGAUCACUUGGGAAAUCGAGAACGGUUCUUAUACGGCUAUAUCUACUCUAAUGAUAAAUAAUAUAAUGAAAUUUUGGUUUUGGAAUUGCCCCGGCAGUAUAGUUAUUGUGAGUGUGUGGGAAACAUAAAAAAUUACAACAACCCGUUCAAAACUUUCGAUUUAGGGUUGUGUGUAUACACACGGAGAAAAGGUAAUUUUAUAAGCAUACGCAACAGUAUUAAAUAAGCUUAAAUAUAUAAUAUACAUAUCGAAAAUAUCUAUUAAUGGCUAUCGUAUACUAUAUAACAAAUAAAACGAAAAAUUCGAACAGACAAUUUUGUGUUUUAUUUAAAAAAACAAAAAAACCAAACGGACAUACUUCGUUCGAAGGGUGGCCACUGUUGUAGGUGAAAAGUUAGGAAAGUAAAAGGGAAAUUUAAUGUAUAUCUGUACGCAGAAUCCAUGGAGUUGAUACGAAUAUUUUUAACUAAAUUUCAACAAAAAUAUUAAAAUUUUUAUAACAAAAAAAAAAUGGCAAAAAUGUUUUUAAAAGGCAAAUAUAAGUUUUCUUUCUAAUUUAAAAUCUCUACGAAUAUUUUGAACUGAAUUACAACAAAUAACAAAAUUGAAAUAUAAUAAAAGCAUUAUUUUUGUAAAUUUCCCGUUUUUCUUACGUUUUAUCCUGGUUUUUCCAUAAUAUUAAAAACAAUGAUUAAAAACCGUUUGGAAAAUUAAAAAAUGAUCUCCCAAAAGUACCAUCUGGACAACGUUCCCUUUCAGAAAUGCCGCGCGUUUAUAUCUGAACAAGAUUUCUGGUAGAGUUUUUGUUGACAGUACAAAAAAAAAAUAAACAUCUUGGUAAAAUCAAUACAUUCUUCGAUACACUCAGAAUCUAAAAUAGUACAAGUUUUAUUGAGUUAUUUUCUUAUAAACGUUUCGGGAAAAUAAUAACUCGAACGUUGUUUUAUCAAAUGAUAUUUUUACCACUUCCAUUACAAUCGACGAAACCUGAAAUAACCGUCAAUACGCAUAGGCCACAUAAUAUUGUUUUUAUUAUGUUAUUAGUCUAACAUAAUAUCUGACACGGUCCCUAUUGUUAUUUUAUUUCAACGUGGAAAAAAAAAUUAAAUAAUGCGAAUAGCAUUUAAAAGUAUCUAAAAUUGCAUUAUAAAUAAAGAAAAUCAACAAAAUUGCAAUCAAAUCAAAAAGAAUUCCAAAAAUGUUCACUAAAAAUGUUUGGAUUUUAAUUCGUACUUGUAUGAAAUUAAUUAAAAACCUACUUAGCAACUAAUUCGAACAAUAGAAAAAAAGUUGCAACUGGUGAACCCCAUUUAUUUUAUUCACAUUCUUUCGCCUAGCCUGACUGUCUGAGAUACCCAAAACUAUAAACUUCAAAGGUCGUAUUGGAUAAAAAAAAACGUAGACAAUCCGCACGUCCAUAAUAAGUUCUAAAUAAUUUCGUUACAGAAGUUCCGCAGCUUUCAUCAUAUCAAAUAUGAACGAUUAGGUAUUAUUAUUAAUACAAUCCAUUCCGUUCCAUUAUAAUAUUGACGAUACGCAUUUGGCGGGUUCGUAUAAUUUCACUUCCGGGAUACAAAAUUGAUUAAGGGUCCGACAUUUCGCUACCACAAUAAUACAAACCUGUAUAUACUUAUACGUACGUGUACAACGUUGGGUUAUUGGUUGAAACGAAAAUAUCAAAGUACAAAGGGAACGUAAUAUUGUACUAUUAGGUACUGCUGGACACGGAAUAUUUUGACGUGGUUUAUGCGAACAAACGCGAUUUAGGAUAUAAAAUCAACGAAACGAUGAAAUUAAUGUAACAGUGACUUUUUUCGGUCGCUUAAAACUCGGGAUUUUCAUAUGUAUCUUGAAUGUAAUAUCAAUAUCUAAUGCAUUAUGUGUAUAAAAUGGGACGGGGAACCUCUGUUCAAUAUAACAAACAUUGUUUGGAAACUAUUAAAUUAUCUUAUAAAAAGAUAAGAAUAUGUUUAUUUGGACGCCUACGAGCUGGUUCUUAAUUACCUACCAAAUUUGUAUCCUGGUUAUUCUAUAUGUUUAGUUUAUAUUGAGUUUGUUUUGUCAUACAAAUAUGUACCUAAAUAAAUGUAGAUGUGCAUAUGAAAUAAUUACGAAUUGGUUUCAACAAACUGUGUUUAUAAUAACAGAAAAACAGAAUUAUUACAAUCGUACAACAAUUUACAAUUAUUUGUACAGGACGUUUACAUAGUUGUUUAUAAACUGUUCGUUUUAACUUAUUACUUGAUUUUCGUCCCUCUUCAGUAUUUUUAAUUAUAUUUUUCACGAUUGCGUUAUAGCUAACAUUCCUCAAUACUAUUUAAACCAUUUAUUUUUUUUAAAACAAUAUGUUUUUGUACAGUAAUCCACCGUUUGACGUUAAACCACCCGUGGUUUUUUUUAAAUUGUUUUCAUUUAACAUAGCCGUAUUAAUUUACAUAGUCCCACGCUUAUGUUAUAACAAAAUACACGCAUGGGUGUGACUAACUGUAGUCAAUCAGGACUGAUGUAAAAAAUAGUAUGAAGAUACGAAUCUACCUAUCCGGUAGCAUAUUUAGGAAUUUAUAAGAAAAUUAUUCAAUUUAAAAAUUGUACCAUAUGUAUUACCUUUUAUGAGCAGACUUUAAUAAAAGGUUAAAAUUUAGUAUAUAUUUGUAAAUAUAAUUUAUAGUUAAAUUUGCCCUAUAAUUAAAAUUAAUAUCACAAUUACUAUAAGAAAAAUAUGAUUUAAUUUAAGACUUAAAAUAUUAACCACUAAAGAGCCAUUAAGUGUAUCUCAAAUUUAGGUAAUCCUGGUAGUUAUUACGAGCAGUAGCGCACACAGUUUUUUUUUUUUUUUUGGGAGUAGAUGUGCCCACAACAUUUUCUAGAGAGAGGAUAGCACUUAUAAUCAGUACAGUACUAUUACCAUUAUUACCGAGUAAAUUAUGAUAGAAUUUGAUGAAAAUAAAUGUUAUUAUUUUAUUCUGUAAUAUUACGCGAUAAUAUAUUAUACUGCUGAAUGUAAAACUUGAUUUAAAAAAAUUAAAUUAAGGAUGGGGGUGGGUUCUGAAUCCUAACCACGCCCUCUGUGCAUGUUACUUCUGACGGAUAUUAUUUUAAAUGAAAAAAUAUAUACGAUCUAAUUUAAUCUGUCUGUACAAUAUUUAGAUUUUUCUGAUUAAGAAUUCUAAAAAGGUUAUAUUUAAAAAAGACGGACAUACUUUGCACAUGGGUGCCACUAUUAUAUUGGUGGGAAGUAGGGUAAGUAGAAUAUAACCCAGAAUUUAAUAUAUAUAUAUAUAUAUCUGUAAGCAACGAUAGACAAUUGCUAACGAAUAAACUUUCUGAGCAGAGUUAAUUUAAUAGUGUUGCUUUGUCAGCAACAUAUACAUAUUAUUCCACAUUAUGGUAAACAAUGUGCGUUUCCAUGACAACAAUGAUUGUUUUAAAAAUAGUAUAAAAUAAUAAAAACAUAAUAAUAACAAAAAUAAACAAAAACGGUUGCUAAAUGACAACCUUGUUUUUAAUUUUUAAAUCUUGUUUUAACUUACAAUUCCAGGUUUUCCUCAUUAUCUCGAAUAUCAAUGAUAAUUUCAAAAAAUGACCCGUUUUUAACACCACCCAUUUUAUACUACUAUUUUAUACAAAAUUACAGGAACUAACUUGGACAUUUUUUUGAUUCUAGUUAAUUUUUAUUGGGAACUGAUUCAUAUUUUUAAUUUUUAUCUGUUUCACUUAUGAUCCAAUUCCAUUUUCACGUUUUAUUUGAAGUCAUAACGUUUAAGAAAGUAUAAAUUACAUGGUUGUUUUCAUUUCUAUAUUUUGUCGUAAUAGACAACCGCGACGACGACGAAAUGUUUUGUUUUUCGCAACUAGCUGUUAUGCAAUAAACACACGAACUUUCAAACGAAUUUGAAAAAAAUAAAACGCAAUUAUUUCUGUAUAUAAAACAUAUUUUCAUUUAAUGGAUUUUUUUUUCUCGAAAACACCGAGUUCGUCAAAUCGAGGUUACUUAUUAUACAUUAUUUAUUAUAAAUAUAGUAUAUGGACAAAGACCGGGUGCCACGUGCAGCCCCGUCAAUCCUUCCUCGUGAUAACAAUAAUAAUAGUAUAAGAAACAUUAAAAAUAUAUACUUGUAUAAAUUUAACGAUCGAUUUUUUUUUUAUAUACAGGGUAUCGAAGGAACUCCGGGCAAGCAAGGACCAGAAGGACCUAGAGGUAAAAACAAAUAACAGAUAUUUUAUUUUAUUCAACGUUAGUUUAAUAAACCAAUAAGAGUUUAUUGCUGCAUGAGUACGUAACUGCGAUUUCUCUCCUGGAGCAAGCAAACUAUAUCAAAUAUAUGAUACUUAAUAAAAACGAAAACAAGAAAUUAUAUUUCCUUUAAUUCACAGUUCAGACACAUUAUUUCUGUACUAAACGUGGAGCAACUCUAAUACAAUACACUAUAUAUUUUACGGGUAUCUAAUAUUAACAAAGCGAUAUUUUAACAAAAUUAAAUACUAGAGAUAUUUUUAGUAUUGGUGAGGAGGGAAAAUUUUAAUAUUAAUUUGGUGUUGAGUGAUAAAAACAUGACGUGUUAAUAUUUUGACGGAUGUAAAAAUUCGAAUUUAAAUUUGUGUUCCUCUAUUCUUAAAUCAUUUCGGUUAGGUUAGGUUAUGCCACCUAAUUUCUCUUAAAUCUGCUGAGUAUAUAUUAUUAUACUCCCGCCAAUCACCAUUUUGUCCGUGAAGCUGAGUGCGACGAUCGUCUAAUAAUUCUAUCUGAGCGAUCGGCUUUAUCUAUAACGAUAAAGCCGGUUUAAAAGUACGUCUUAAACUAAAUUACCGAUAUAUAUAUAUGUAUAGAGAGAGAGAGAGAGGGAGAAGAGAAAGAGAGACGAUACGCGGGAUUUGGAUUCCAUUCAAAGUCGCUUUUAUACGCACUGCACUUAGCGCACUUAUUUUCUAUAAUUCGAAUGUCCCGAAAUAAUAACUUAGUAGAAAAAGAAAACUGUCUAUUCCAUCCGAUUAGGUACUUCUAAAUUAAAUUUUUAAUUUUUGGAAUGUGUUAAAUUAACAAAAUUGUAAUGCUAUAUUCAGUGCUCACAGGUAUAUCACUGUAAUAUUUUGUAAUGGGUAGUUGGAUUGAUGGAAUAUAAUAAAAUUAAAGUUUGGAUGUUUCUGAAAUUGCAUAUUUUUUCUUUUAACUAAUUCAAUUCUGACCUGGAUAUAAAUUUGAUUUAUGUUCUACUGAAUACAAAAAUACUAUUACUACUUUGCAUAUUUUAUGAUUUUGUAUUUUAAAUGCGUAUUUUAAAAUUUUAAGAAUAUAAAUGCAUAUUUCAGCAAAUUUUUAACUUGUACAAAUUUUAGCUGAUACACUACCAGAGUGUUCUGAAAAUCAUAGUCCCGAAUCGUGUUUUCUCCCAUUCUUUCGAUUCCAACCUCUCUAAAUCUGUGUUCUGUCAAUCCAUGAUGUUAUCGGCCUAUCGCCGGGCCUUCUCUCUCUGCUUAUCAUUUCCGAUUGCCAACCUACUUUGCUCCUUUCACAUGACGUGUCCCAGCCACAUUUUAGCUAUAUACUAAUAAUGAUGAAUGCCUCCUUCAUUUCCCUUAUACACUCAUUAAACUUACCAAGCAUUUCGGAGUUUAAUUUUUUAUUUCCUAACAUACUGAAGCAAGUAGAGUGUUUGAUUUUUAUAUCGGGCAAAUUUGGUUGUAACAUAAAUUUCAAUACAUUUGGUACACCUUCAAGUAAAAAUUAUGUACACCUAAUGAUAUUUGUAUACAGUCAGUUUUUUUUUCUAUUGUGUAACACAAAAAAAAACAUAAAAACACAACAAUUAUUCAAAUUGUUCUCCGAUAUUUAAACAACAUUGUAAGUUUAUUUUUUUUUUUUAUUUUACUGUCGCCAAACGGUAAUUUACAAUUAACAAAUGAAACGAUAGUAUUAAAAAUAUUUUUUUUGACAGACUUACUAAGAUGAUAACAUGCAAAAAGCAACAGCAAAAUAUAGUAUUAUAUAAACAAACAGUAGAAAAACAAAUAGAUAAAAAAUGAACUAGACGGCUUUAUUGACACAACGAAGCAUGAAGUAUAAAGGAUUUUUGUGACCGUAGGAAGUGGAGUGAAUAGGGAUAUGAAAAGGUGUAUGAUGUCUUGAGGUGUAGACAGGAACACGGAAAUUAAUAGAGGAAAGGGGGUCUGGGGCAUCUAUUGAACCAUAGAGUAGACCUUGAAUAAAACGGAAAUCAGCAUUAACUUGUCAGAAAGAAAGCGUGGAGAUGUUUAGCUUUAAAAGUACGGAUGAGUAGUCAUGUUGUGGAUGCACAAUUUUAAGCAGAAAAUAGAUAGACAAACCUAUUCUGGACUCUUUUUAGUCUUUUGCUAAAUGGGCUUGCUAAAUCAUCAUACCAUAUUUCAAAAUUGGGCGCACAUGAGAUUGGUAAAGUGUAACGAGACAAUGGACAAAGCUAAACAUUUUAGUGUUACAUUUUAAGAAACCCAGAACUUUCAGUGUUUUUCAGACGGUAAUAUUAAUGUGGUAGUUAAUGUCUAAGGAGGGAGUGAAAUUUAUAUCAAGAUCUUUAUUAACAAAAACACUCGCCAGGGGAAAAGCCAUUGAUAUGAUGAGAAACAAAUAUUGGGUUAUGAUGCCUAAAAAAAGUUAUGACGGCUAGGUUCAAGCUCAGACCAAUAAACUUGAUCCAUUGAGCGAACUGUAGUAAAUCCUUAUUCAAUCCUUUAUACAAACUUCUUCUUUGUCUACAUUUAAAACGGAAAAAUAACAUUUGUUUGUAGAACAAAUUAAUCAUUAUUGCUAGAUAUAACUACCUAUACAUAUUACUCACCUUGAAAAUAUCGUCCAAUUACGUAAAAAAAACUGACGAAUUCGAAGUUUUAGGUUUAAAUUUAAUUCCCAAGAUUAACUAACAAUAUCACGACGAAAUUGUCCGUAAUAAUACGCAACAUGGUGUCAUCAAUUUAUCAUUUCCAAGUUCCAACCAUAUUAAUAUUAUACUUACAGUUUGUUAUUUUUUGCAAUUUACGUAAUAACUUGUUUGGUUUAAAGCAGCUCUGUUCCGUAAUACCAUCCAGUUAAAUUGCAAAGCCAUCCGCAGUUGUCAAGUUAGAGAAUUAAAACUAUUUUCGAACCUUAUAAUAAUACAAUUACUUUAUGAACGAUGAUAAUAUAAUAAAAAGUAUUAUAAAUAAAAUUAAUUGGUUUUUGUACGACGUCGUAUCCUUACACCUACGUAAAAUAAUCGGUAAUAUAUUUUAUGCGAAAUGAGCGCACGAAGCUUUUUAUUAAAUAAAAUAAUCUCUGCGGAAAUCGUUUGAAAUCAAUAUGUAUGCGCAACACACUAGAUAUAAAACAAAAUAAUUGUUUUAACACGUAAGUUUAUCAACGGAAACUUUCACAGUCUUUUAAAAUCCAUAAAAUUAUACUAUGUACGUAAUAACACAAUUUAUGUAAUACCUACUUAACUAUUAUGUAAAUCCGUUAUUUUGGUGGUUCACUUAGGUUUUCUUACAGUAGUCGUAAAAAAACUGUUAAGUAUUUGUUAAGUAUUCGGAAAACGGUCUUUCGCUUAGUAAAAAUCUUCAGAUGUUUUUCAUGUAUUCUGCAUUAGGUAUCUAUGAAGAUCCGGAAAUUCUGUCCGGUGAUACUUUAGUUUUCUAAAAUUUUUAAAUUAAUUAAUUAAUUAAUUCAAUUUUUCUAAAUGUAUUUAUUUAACACUGACAACAAAUCAUUAAAUCGGUUUUUUUUAAAUUCUUUUCUGUAAGGUUAUUUUAACAAUAAGGAAAAAAAUAAACUGGAACCUUAUCAGUGUAACAAGCUCAGAUCAAAAUCGUUUUGGAUUUCGUUGACUCAUCAUUGCUUUUUUUUUUUAUCGCAUAAUAAUUAGUAAAAUAACAAUAAUCAUAAUACUUCCAUAAAAACUUCUGGUCAUAAUAUGAAAAUAGAUACUCAUUCUAAGUACAUUAGAGUUAAUCUGACAUUUCAUGUUUGACAGGGAUAAUGUCCUUACAAUAUAAACCUCCUCCUAACCUUUCCAAUACUAUAUUUCAUUUGUAUAUUUUUGGUUUGUUUCAUAAAAAAGCAUUGUCAUCCCUAUAACGCAAUUAACGUCAAAAAUGUUUAAAAAAUAUUUAGCCACGAGAACAAAAAGAAAAAUAAUAAUAAUAACAAUAACAAAACUAACAAAUUCUCUUUCAACCUAGUUAAGUUACUAGGUAUAUAUUUCCUACUUGUUUUUAAAUUUGACGAGUAGAGUUUGUUUACAAUUAAUUUUCGUCUUUAUUUCCCAUGCAUAUUUUCGAUGCUAUUAGAAUACUACAUUUUUUUCUUUUGUUCAAAUUAUAAUUUUAUUUCUAAUCCAAUCGACUUAUUUUUUAUACGAAGCUUCUAGAUAUUAUGUUUAUCGACAUUUGAAUUAAGAGGGAUUAUUCUUUUUCGAAAAAUAUUCCGUAUUUUUUAUGUUUUACAAUCUCAUUUAACACUGCAGCAUUUACAAUUUAUUACGCAUUUUUUUUUUUUUUUAUCUUUAUUUUUUUUUUUUCAAUUCAAGUUCUGGCGAUUGUUAAUAAUUGUUACUGCUAACAUUAUUUUUUGGUCACUGUUUCUUGAACAUUUCGAUAUUAUUCAUAAUAUACUAACAAUGUAUACCUAAUUAAAACGUAUUAUAAUAAAUGAAUUUAAAAUUUAGCAUUUAUACAUUUCAGGUGAAAAGGGUGAUCGAGGAAGUGAUGGUCCACAAGGAAAUGAAGGUGUACAAGGCCCUAAAGGUAAAUAAGAAAAUAUAAAUUAAAUAUAAAAUAAAUAAUUACUUUAAUACCUACCUUUAUGGAUGUUUACAAUAGGUUAUAUAUUUUUUCUAAAAUUUAAAAGAAAAACAUAGUAUAAGUUUAAUGGUAUCUAUAACAUAGAGCAAAGAUACCUUAUUUUUAGUUUGUUUUUAUACUUAUUACUUUUGCAGGAGACCCCGGUGUUAACGGAGAACGAGGUUUACAAGGUCCUCCGGGUCCACCAGGACCUCCCGGCGAGUCACGUUUUCCAAAUAACGAUGUAAGUUUUCUCUAUAUUUCUAUUACAGUAUUAAAAAAUAUUAUGAAAUUAUAAAUAAAAUACUUUAUUUCUAGUACCUAUGUAUUUUAAUUUUUUCCUACCUACUUAAAAAAUCUACGAGUAUAUUUAAUUUUCAUUUAAAAAUGGUUGUGUUUAUUUAUUUAUAGCCAAGUUGGAAACCUAGGCCAAUUGAUAAGGUAAAAAUCAAUUUUGAGUUUUUAAAAGUUGUAGUUGAUUGGUUAGUAGUAUUAGUAUCCAAUAUUGAUUAGUAUUGUUAGUAUUUAUACACGGUGAUUAUUUUACCACAAAUCAACGAUUAUCUACGAACAUUUCGAGAUUUUUGUUUUUAUCAAUCACUAUGUAAAAUCGAUAAACAUGUUCUUGUUUACAGUGUUAUCAAAAUUUUAUCAUUAUUCUGAUGUUUCAGUCAGAUAGAUAUUUAAUGAUAUUGGUAUACGCGUAAUAAGGAUAAAAUGUUGAAAACAUAAUAUAAAAUAAGAUCACUAACGAUUCUAUAUGUCUAUAUUAUUAAUAAUGUUUGAAAAAAAAUGUUUACAAAAUCAUCGCAAAUUUAAUCAGUAAUUUAUAUCAUACGAUGUAAAACUAUUAUGCAUUGCGUCCACUGUAUCUAGAGGAUUACUGAAUCAGUUAUAUAUUAAAAACGCUAUUAUAAUAUUUAAUAUUGAUAUUUAUAUUUAAUGUUUGUACAUUAAGUUGCUGUACCUAUAUAUUAUAAUAGGUAUGUCUAUGAACGUUAUUCAAAGCAAAUAUCGCGUUAUUAUUUUCAGGACGGCAUUUGGUUCGAUUCAAAAACUGGAAGACCGGGUCCUCCGGGUCCUAAAGGAGAUCCUGGUGUUAACGGUGAUGCGGGCUUAAAAGGUACAUCAAUAGACAAAUAAUACUGUAUAUUAUUAAAUAAAUGAUAAACCGCAUAAAUAAUAAUAUCAAAAUUAUGACGGUAUAUAUCUUCGUAUACUUCAAUUUCUGCACUACACAUGUUGCUAUACCAUUUUGACUUGAAAUUAUAAAAUGCCGCUUCAUCGAAUUUUACCACUCGCGUAUACCUAUAAAUACAGUUAACUUUACCUUAUAACAUCUUAUACCACACCACGUUAGAAUAUUAUGCAAAUAGUGUUAUCAUCAUCAUCAUCAUCAUCUUACGUAAAUAAGAUUUAAGACUAAUUUAGAGUUUUAGCCGCCACUAUCAUUGCCCUUCAAUAAUCACGAUCCCGAAUCUUUUCCUAUCGUUCUGUCGCUUCCGAGUUCCUGAAUAUGUAUCUAGAUUUCACUGCAUACCGUCCAAUUGGCAUUUUUCCCGCUGGCUUCCAUUCGAUUUCCGAAAAUUGAGUGGCGUACCCGAGAACUAACUGAACAUAAUCAAACAUUCAGGAAAUCUAUCAUAGAUGUAUAUUGGUGCAUCCAAAAUAUUUUUCUCUAGCACACACAUUUGUUCAUAAAAAUAAAUUGCAUCCUUUCCACUCAAAUUGUAAUUUAAUAUUUAUGCCUGCUUAAGAAAGAUAAAUUAAAACAAAGUCUAAUCAUGCAUAAACUAAUAGACAUAGAAGAAAUUAUUUUUCGUAAAACUAGUUGGAGUUUUUGAAAUUUCAUUAAAAACGUCUCUGUGACAAUAACUAGUCUCCCCGGAUUUCGAAGACUUCGAAACUAAAAGGUAAACUGAUAGUGUUACCUUAAAUAAAACGAGGGAUUCCGUUCCACUUCGUACCCACCCACAUUAAAACAACUGCUCGUUACAUUACAAAUCAGCCGAGUAUCGCAGUUUGACCAUUUACAAUAAUUAUAUUUUGUUUACCGUAUUAUUUACCUACUAAAUAUCUGUCUAAUAAUAUUUCAAACCGUUUACAUAUUAUAGGCGCGAAAGGAAUUCAAGGCAGUAAAGGAGCUCGCGGCGAAUCGGGACCGAAAGGAAAUCGAGGUGAUAAGGUGAUAAAUUUUUUCGUAUUCUUAUUAUAAUUAUAAAUUAUUAUUUUAUAUAUUAUAUAGGUACAAAAAAAAAAAUAAUAAUAAUAAUAAAGUUAAAUCGAAUACGCGUAAACGAAUAUGAUAGUCGAUACACCGCGUAACGUUUACUAUAUUGAAAACAAUAAUAAUAUACAAGUACCCGCCUAGAACAUUAAGCCGUAAUAUUAUCGUAACGUAAAUAAUUGACAACCGACGAGAUAUUAUAAUAGGAGUGGCAGCGAUACGAACGGGAAUAAACUAUGAACUGCAGUGGCGGCGGCGCGGCGGUGGUAUAAUGUAUAUAAUAUAUUAUUAUAUAGGUAUUAAAUAUGCAUUCGGACAGUUUAGUGUGAUUGGAUUGAAAACGUAAAACCCUUUCGCGAUAAUAAUUAUUAUCAUUGUUUCGAACGCUAUGACGGUUUUAUUGGAUAGAUGGGCACCUGGCUAGGUGUACAACAGGCGUGAGGCGCUGUAGGUACGUAUAUAGAGGAAUAUUAUUCCGUUUAAUGGCGGUGGAUUUCCGCGCUGACCGCCGUGUAUUUUAGUGCCGGUGGUCGAUGAUUUAUUCGUUUUAUCUCUUAUAUAACGUAGAAUAAUAAUAAUAAUAAUAACGAUAACAAUGAUAAUAAUUAAUAGCUAGGUUAUCGAGUAUAAUGUUGUUACGAUAUUAUUAUGACCCGAGAAAAAUAUUUCAACAUUUAAUAAAUAUUUGUACGUAUACUAUAUGUAAUGGGUAAUUUCUUGUUUUUUUUUCAUCACGAUCGAAUGAUUUUCGUCGGAGGAUUAUACGUAUGAUUUCGACUUUGACAGUUCCUAUCCCCCCCCCUCUUAAUCGUUAGGGAAUUUAUCGUUUAAAUUUUAUUUUAACACUGCUGGUCCCAAACCACCGCAGGGUCUGCUGUACCCUGAUCCUUCAACGUACACGUAUGUACCUUAACUAUAUUUUUAUUAAUGAAUAUUGACUUUUGAUUAUCAAACGGCAACCUUCAUCCUACCAUUCAAUAUAUAAAUUCCAAAAACACAAUUUCUUCUGGCUCGUGAACAUCGCGAUAUCGAAUAACAAAACCGUUUAUAGUUAAGUAUAACAGUUAUGGAAGACUUUAUCUACUGAAAAAAGCCAAAUUAAUUUUACUUAAAAUAUGAUAAAAAUAAAAAAAAUCAUCAUGGUAUACAUAUACCUUAAUAUUUUUUUCGGCCGUGUUUAUAGUAUUAUUAUUUCGAAUUUAAUUUUAAUUUAUCGCAUUUCAAUACCAUCAAUUAAAUUGUUUGUUAUAUUAUUAUUUUUUUUUUCGACAUCGUAUCUCAUAUAGAAAUGAGUGAUAUAUCUUAUGCAAUAUGGUAACGAAUAAAAAUACUACUUACAUUUGUUAUAUGUUUUCAUUUUCAAAAAGUUCUAUAGUGUUAUAAAUAGAGCGCAGAUUUAUAUUCUCUUAAAAUAGCAAAAUAAGAUGCUUAUUUUCUCUAAAAAUAUUAUUAAAUCAUGCAAAAAUAUGUUUUUUAUCAAUAUAUUCUCUUAACAUUAAAAUAUGUACUUAUAUGCAAAACAAAUUUAAUAAAUAAUUAAUUAACAAAACCAAAAACACUAUUAAAAUAAUAAUAAACUUGUAUUUUUUUUUAUAGUUAUUUCAGCAUUUCAUUAAAUUACAACUUCUAAAUAAAAGCAUAACAGAAAUAAAAUAUAAAAAAAUGAUUUUUUAAUUUUAUUAGGUUAUAUAUUUUCUUUAAUAAUAUUUGUAAAAAUUUCAAAAUAGAUAAAUUGCUACCAUUAAAAGAUUGGGUAAAAUUAUUGUAGAAAAGUUAUCCACAGGAAAAAAGAAGACCAUAAUAUUUUUAGCUCUAACCUAGAUAUCUUACAUUUUCCCGAUUGUUUGUCGGUUUUUCACUUUUUGUUGAACAAACUCCGGAAAAAAUCGAAAAAUGACCUCUCUAAAGUACCUACCCAAUAGAAUGUCCUUGUAGAAAAUAUGCAACACGUAAAAAUAGGAGAAAGUCUUCUGGUAGAAAUGCUAUACACAGAAAAAAAAAAUUAAAAAAACAUCUUUGUAAAACCACAGGCUUCUUCGUUCUACUCAGAAUCUAAAAUUCGACUGACAGGACGUGUAUCAACGUCAUUUUGCCGUAUUCAUAUAAUGAUUAACAGUAAAGUAAUAAUUUUUGCACUUCAUUAUGAUUUGCUCAUUAUCAAAUCGUAGUGGCAUUGAAAACUAUCUUACGAUGUAUACACCCAUUAAUAAAUUAUUAUAAAAUAGAAAAAAUUUAUCGUAGUGGUUGACAUGUAUAUAUUUUUUUAAUUCCUGGAAAUAUUUUAAUUCAUCAAUGUUUAAUUUUCAAAUAUGGAAAAAAAUGAUUUCAUAUUCUCUUAACAUCAAAAUAUGCACUUAUAUGCAAAAUAAAAUUUUGUAUUCUUUUACUGUGAAUCGUUGACAAUUUUACUCUUAUAAUUGUGCAUACAUCCAUUUAUACAUGUUUUUAUAUAGAAAUUCGCACUCUAGUUAUAUGUGUUACGUAAAUCACGAUAACAUUGACAUAUUAUCGUUGUAAUUUAAUGAGUUCUAAAUUUUAUCAUCCCAAGUGAAUAUUGCAAAUCUGAACUACAAUAAAAUAAUAUUACUCGGUAUACCAAUACUCACGCAUAGUUAUUUGUACUCAAAAAGAUCUUUAAAAUGUCAUAUCAAAAAAUGUCCGUUUUUUUAUAGAAAUUGCGGGAUAAACCAAUAUUGACGCAUUACUUAUACAGAUACCACGAAUUAUACAUUUUACAAUUAUUUCUCAGAAAAUAUACUACAUUAAAAGAACUAAACGGCUCUGAUAAAUGCAUUAUAUAUUAUUAUUAUUAUUAUUAUGAAAUGUUAAACAUUCAAGUUUGAAGCAUUUUUUACUGGAUUUGAAACCACUCGGAAAAUAAAAUUAUUGUUAACAAUACGUGCCUAUAGUAAAUCCCGAAUAUUUCUGUAAAUUACUUAAUUUACCAGUAAAAAUAUCUCAGAAAUCAGUAGUCGCAUAUCAAAUCUAAAUAAUCUAUAUUAAAUGAAAAUAUUUCACUAUAAGUUAUAGAACGUUAUUCUUAAAUUAAUAAUCUUAAUCAAAUAAAGCUUAACAAAAUCAAUAAUAUUAUUUUAAAAAAGGCUGAUACUGUUUUUGGAUGCAUUACUCUUGUGAAUGAGAUUUUAGGAAAGUAGGAUUACAUAGAGUUAUUAAGUUUAGAUCAAUGUGCAACGAUCAACCGUUGCUAACGAUGUACGACUCUGAGCGAAGUUCGGUUAAGUGCGUAUUGUAAUGCCGUAAUUUUUAUAAUUUUCAUUCAAAAAAAAAAAAUCUACAUUAUGCUCAAUUUUUUUACGAUUAAGUUAAAUUUUGUAUUAUAUUAUCAAGCAUUUCUGUACGGACAAAAAAUUAUAUUUACAUAAAACAUAAAAUAAAAAAAAAUAACAUAAAUAUACAAUCGUUGAGCAGCUUGUUUCCGGAAAAUAUUAAUACUCCUGAGAUAAUGAAUGUCUUAUUAUGAUAGUUUGAUCAUCCCGUGGUGUAUAAUGUAUUCAAAAAUAUAUUAAACAAUUAAUUUUUUUUUUUUUAAGGAUAUUAUGUAUUAUAGGAUAAUAGGAUUUACCUAUUAUUCGUGAUCAAUAGUUAUUAUUUUGAAUUAAUAAGUACAUUCAGGGUCUGUAAAUAUCUGGAAUUAGUAACUACAUACUGUUUGAGCGCCCAGGAACACUAUAAAUCGAUUGAAAAGUCGCUAUACGUGCUGCAGGUGUUUUUGUUUGUAUUUUUCCAAGCGAUUAAAAGUUCUUUUCUUUUUAGGUGUACUACUUACCUAUGCUUAUGUUUAUUUUAAUAUUACUUUCGUUUUCUUUUUCUUAACUAUUUUUUUUUUUUUUUUUUGACAUUCAUUUAUUUCUAAGAAACUCAGUUACUUUACGCUUUUUUUUGGAUUAAUAUUUAUUCCGAGUAGAAAUUAUAAUAGGUAUUAUCAUAUUAAGUAGUCGUCUAAAGAAAAAAAGAAUAAUAAUAAUAAUAAAUCUAUAUAGAUACCUCUUUGAAGUUGGAAGUACUCUUAAGAGGAGUAUACCUAAUACAAUAUUGUUAUAAUUAUUUAAAAUGUAAUGUCGGAAAACUUCUACAUUUAAUGAAUUCCGAAUAACGUUGAUUGUUUGGGAUAAAUUAUUAUAUUUUAAUUCAAUUUUAAAAAGUUGUUUUUUUUUUCUGAAAAUAAAUUUACGUUCUUUAUGGUCAAGACGAUAGAGUCAAAACAAAAACCGUCACUUACAGUUAUUCAAGCACUUGCAGCAAUAUUACAAAACUGCUCGUGAAUCGUGACCGAGUAACAUUUAUAAAUUUUAAUUAUUGUGAAAUUUUUUAUUGUGAGGUAUAGCCACGUUUGACUGGCAAGGUAAAUUGGAUAAGCAUUUAAAUUUGUCAUGUUUUUUGUUUUACAUAGGGCUACACCGGAUCUACGGGACCGCGAGGAUUCAAAGGUAAACGAAAAUUUGUAAUUUUUAUCGACAUCUACUAAAUAAUAUUACUUUCUAAUUUACCUAAUUUACCUUCUAAUUACCUACAAUUUAUAAACUUGUAAUUUGAUUACAUUUUUUUUAUAAUUCUAUCGGAUUUUACAUAAAACGCGAUUUUCUAUAAAUUAAUUAAUUUUUAAUAAUAUUUGAUUUAAUCUAUUUUAUUAGACAGAAAUUCAAAACCGAACCGUAAAUCCUUAAUAACUUACCAAAGUUAGUUUUAACAUGAAAGUCUUUAGAACAUUACAGAAUGAAACAUUAGCAUAAAUAUUUUAAAACUGCAAUGUCCCGUUGUAUAUGACCAUCCUAUAUGUUAUCUAUGUUUUUGUAAUAAUUAAUAUCGUCCGGUAAAUUAAUUAGGUAAUGUAGACAAUUUCAACGAUAACCUGAUAUGGCUUUUCAAAUUAUAAAAUUAUAUUAUAUUUACAAAUUAAAUUUUAAAAAAGAGCGGACGUAGCGGCUGGAAUACAGGCCAUAGAUGGUGACUCCAACUUAAAAAUUAUCAAAACAAUAUUAUUCUUUUGCGGAUAUUUUGAAUUAAUUAUAUUAAGAGUAACUUGAAUAGUUUUUUUUUUACUUAUUUAAAACCAUUUAUUUAUUACGGUUCAAGAAUUUUUACCCUUUUUAAACACAUUUUUUUUAUUCGAUUUUCUAUCUACGCCAUCAAUAUAAUAAUAUUUCAUUCGAAAACUAUUUAUUUUUUUCGAAUAAUCACGUUCUUGAAAGUUAUAAAAAUUAACUUUUGAAAUAAGCGAAUUCUUGCAACGUUUUUGGAUUAUGUAUUUAUAUAUGUAUGCCGCAACUAAUUUUUCACAAUUAAAUUAAUUAAAGUAAUGAUUCUAAAUUAUUAUUAAUAUUAUAAAUCGGUUCGACUGUUUAAUAACUAACAUAAUAAGUAUAGUACUUUUUAUAAAAAUUACAGUUAUAGCUAAAAUAAAUCUAUAAGUAUACUACAUAGUGUAUAGUUACCGUAUUAAAUAUUAGCCAAGUAUAGACGUUUUAAAUUAAGAUAGUUAUUAAAAUAAUAACAGUACCAUUAUUAUUACCCACAAUCAAUACAAUAAACAAAAUAUCAAAAAACAAACGGUUUCUAUUUUAAUUCCAUAUCAUUGAAUAUGAAAUAUAUAAUAUUAUUAUAGGUGAGCGGGGACUCACAGGUUUCAACGGGCUCCCAGGAAUACCAGGAGAAAACGCUGGUCCUGGGCCAAAAGGCGAAAAAGGUAAUCGAAAAAUAUCAAAUAUAUUACAGUUAAAUUUAUUAAUUACCUAUAAUAAUUCAAUAUUUUUUACUUGAUAACAAUUUUACUAUACUGACUUUUACAUACUUGUUUUUAAAUAAUAUUCUAAACACUAUAAUAAUAUUUUUUAUUUUAGGUGACAGUGGACCGCCCGGACCUCCGGGACCUCCUGGAAUAGCUCCACCCGGAGUGAAAAACUCGGACAAAAGUAAAAAAACAUUAAUUUCCUACUUAAUUUAUGUACCAUUAUCUAUUAUAAUUUAUUAUCAAUACGUACGCGUAUCACAUUACAUUAUUGUCUGUGUAUUAUUAGGAAGAAAGUUAAACUCUAAAUUUGAUUUUGACGCUAGUUUAGCUUGGUUUAUAAAUAUUAUUUUAGAAUUCCACUAUUUUCACGUGGUUUGUGAUUGUUUUUUUACAUCGAUCAUGGAAAAUAUGAAAAACAAUCUCUUCACUGUCAGAUAGUAUACAUCACUUGUCAAAUUUCCCUGAGAAAUAUAAAUUAUAGACUAUUGAAAAAUAUAGACUCUUUAUUGUGGCCAUUAUAUUACAUAAUCUUUUCUCCGCUACAAUUGGAAACUUUCAAUGGUUUUUUCUUUCGAUCAAAAUAUGUGCUCUAACUCAGAAAUAUGAGUUAUUUUAUAAUGCAGUUGUAUCAAUAUAAAUUUCACCAUGUUUUUUUUUUAGAAUCUACACUCUUACAAAACUUCUAGAUUAAGCCAGGGAAAAAAUAUUUUGAAUAUGCUUAGUGCUAACAUCAAUAGUGCUUUAUGUGUCUUUUGAGGAUUUCAACUUUCAUCCCACUCUCUAAACAUUUGUAUGGUCAAACAUCUUGUUUUAACAAAAUAUACCGGGUAUUAGAUACUCCUACGCAUUAAAGUAAAUAACGGGGUUAUAACUAUAUAUAUGUAUAUAAAAAAAAUACCAAUACUGCUAAUGGGCAAACCACUGUAGUAGAUAAGAAGAUGAAAACUUAAAAAUGAUUAACUAAAAAAUAUUACAUUUUUCUCAACAUUAUUUUUAACUGUACUACACACAACUUAUGAAGAAAAUUGUGUACAAUUUUCAAGCAUUUCUGCCCGACUUCAAUAAUUUUAUUCACAUAAAACUAAAAAAACUAGAAAAUAUCAAAUGUCUUUAAACAUCUCAAAUAUUGCCAUAAUAUUUUAAAAAUAUUACAAAGUCAAUCAAAUAGGUAAACAUAAAAUUUGUUUAGAUACAUCAAGUUUCUACAAUUAAAACAAAAUAAACCUAAUCGAAAGAGUUAUUUGUGUAAAUAUUCUCGGUUUUCUUAAGUUUCUCCCCAGUUUUUCCAGUUAUUAAGCAAACUACAAGAAAAAUCAAUACGUUCACCAAUAAGACAACAUUUUUUCGUUCAUAAAAGAUGUUACACUAAAAAUCCCGAGCAAAAUUUCUGGUAGAUAAACAAAAUCGAAAAGAACAAAAGCUGUCCUAGGAAAUUGGGACGAGUAAAACCAUUGUUAUAAAAAAGAAGCUAGGAAGACAGAAGAAGGGAAAUUUAAAUCUAUAUGCAACGGUUAAAAAUUUCUAACGAAAGGAACGAGCGGAGUUCGGUUGAUAGUGUUGCUGUUUUUCCCGUUUAUUAGGAAAACUCUUGGGAAAAUCAAAAAUGUUCAUUUUAAAGUACCGCCCCAGUCAGAAUUUUCUUUCAGAAAAAGUGCUAUAAUUUAAAAUCGGAACAAAAUUUCUAAUAGAAAAGUUGUCCAGAGAAAACAAAACUAAAUAUCAAUAUAAAACUAAUACAUUCCUCACUCCACUUAAAAUCUAAAACUUUUAUUACCGUGAACACUAUUAAUUACUGAUAAUCUAUAUGUAUUUAUAAUCAGGAUAAAAACAGAUUAUCAUAGUAUAUUAUAAUCAAUACGUUUUUUACUGUGCUGAGAAUCUAAAAAAUUAAAUAAAGUAAUGAUAACAAGUGAGCCUGGGGGAAAUUUCACUCUAGUAGGGGUGCUUUAAUGCCAAGGGUGUUUUUUCUUUAACACACCACCUAUAAAAUAACCUACACAUAAUAUUAUACUCGAAAUUCGGCUUUAGGCAAAUGAUGUUUACGUUGUCGAAGACCGGUGAAUUUCGAUCCCGGUAAACCUUUUGGCUGUAGGUGAAUUGCGGCCCGAGUAACCUUUUGUAUUUAAACAAUUUUAUCUCGGAUAUUCAUAUCCAUAAAUAUAAGAACCGCAUCAAAACCGGCAUCUAAUCUAAAGCACAGCGACGCACGAUAAAAAAAGGAAAAAAAAAAUAAAAAGAUCGGUAAACGUCGGUCGGACAGAAAAUAGUUCACUAUUGGUUCGUUAGUUACACGCGUGGAUUUCGUGAACAAUAAAAAUCAAAGUCGCUCAUUGUUAUUAUCUACGAAGAUUAUAAAUUCCGUUUUCAAAAAACAUUUAAUGAUCAACGGUGUCCCCACUGUGUAAAAACCAUUGUAUUACGUGUCCGCAAUUUGUGGGUCGAGAUCUCAAUUUUUUUUACGGGAUAUGAGCAAAACCAUUAACGACAAUGAAAAUUCUUACGUAUAUAUUGUUGAAGAAAUAAAUUAAAAAUCGAGAGAAAAUCACGCUAUACUACGGCGUUUGGAGGCGGCGGAAAUUACCCUAUAACCCUCGCCCUGCAGGUUCCGCCAUCGGAUCCUUCGGGGUCGAAACGCCCGCACAACUACGACUACUACGUCUUCGAUCCAGAGAUUCGGGCCGCGAUUCCGCCGACGACAACGCGAAAUUUUUUCCGAACUUACCGACCCGAAACGUGUAAAACUCUAGUAAUAUACGUAUUCUCCGGUACAAGUGCCCGGAAAUCAACGUGUUAUUAAUUGUAUAAAAAGCCACGGUACAGUCAUUGCCUAUCAAUCGUCGUCGUCGGGCCGCCUGUUACGGCGCAUAUUUCUCCGUCCCCGUGGCAAGUGGCGACCGCAAAAAUAAUUACGACAUUCUGUGUUUUGGCGAGAAAACACGGUCGGAUUUCCAUUAACGCGCUCGGCGUACGUGCGGCGUCGCUCUCGCGCGCAUAUAAACAUACCAUACAUUGAGACCCGUUUGGAAAUCGAUGGCUCCCCCGUUAAGGUGCAUCGCGUUCGCGACAACAUUGUACAAUUAUCGAUCUUCAAUGUUUUCAGAUCUACAUGGAUUUUUAUUAUUAUUUUGAUUUAUUCAAUAUACGAUUUAUUCAGCGUCAUUCAAAUACGAAAUCGUCAUAGAUGACAACGUUACCCCAAUUAUAUUUUAAGACGCGAUGCGAAAUCUACAGAAGAUAUCAACGUGUCUACCGAAUGAAAAAUCUCCAUAGGUAUAUCUCAAGUCUUAGCUACAUUGAUAAAAUCAAUUUAGACAUUUAAAAUAAGGAACUUCAUGACUUGCACGUUCAGCGAUUUCAAAUAAGCAGUUUUGACUAGGUUUUUGGUUUUUGUCGUUACUCGUAGUUCCCACUAUCCGGAUGCGUCGUUGUCGUUUUGUUGUUAGUUGUUACUCGCUACUCAAGAUAGUUCCGACUGUAGCGCUAGCGAUCAGUUGGAACGGCUGAUUUGUUCAGAAGACACGGGCCUCGCGAUUCGGAAUCGUUCGCGCGGGCCGAUUUCCAACCUGCGUGUGUUUAACCGCGUCAAUAACGGACGGUACGCGUACGCGCUUUUUUUUCACCGACAAUAUCAACGCGGACCGCCGGGCCGUGCACACAAUACCUGCACGGCGCGCAACCUCCCCGACGUCGUUCUCCUGCGGCGGCACGACAAUAUCGUAAAGGCGAACGCGCUGCAGACGCCGCGCCGCGCCGUCGACAAAGGAGACGCGAGAUUUAAUUAACUCGGACCGCAACCACGGCGGCGGCCGCGGUUGUUCCUCUCGCGCGUACCGCAGUCGGAGAAUGGAAAAAAAUAUUGUUUGAACCGCGCGUAAUAUUUUAAAAUAUUUUUUUCGCACGGCUGCGCGUGCUGUUUGUCGAGUAACAAACAUUAUGUUAUUGUUAUUAUUAUUAUUAUUAUACGUGAAUAUUGGAUGACGCCAAUGUCGGGGAUAUAUCGCAAUGAUCUCUCGGCGUUUCGCGGUUUAAGCCGCGGCGCAUUAACCGCGUAAACAAAAAAAAAAAAUCUAUCGUAACGGUACAAUAUUAUAUUAUUAUUAUCAUUUUACAACUACGUUUGAUGUUAUACGUUUGUACGUUUUGUUUAACAUAGUAACGUUUCCCCGACCGUCGUCGUUUGAAAUUCUGAGCGUUAUCGGUUUCGUUAUUACGGCGGUGAGGUUUCUGAUUUGUUCGGUACACUAAGGCGGUCCUUAUUAGAGCUGAAUAGGCGUUGAAAAUAAAUGUUAAAUAAUCGAAUUCGCGGGCUCGAAAAUUCGUUGGGUACACGGUAAAAAUAAUUUUUGCAGAUUUUGUGCACGAUAAGUAAACCUAUCUUCACUUGCCUCAAAAAGGGCUGAAGUUGGUUUGUAAAAAAGGAAUAAUUGCUUUUUACGUUAAUUUUUUUAAAUACAUACGAAUAAUAUACGAAAAAUUGAUUAGUAACUUUAUUCGGGUAAAAAAGAUUUCCUACAAAAUAGCUAUUUUUUUAAAAUUUCAACGAAACUUAUUGUUAUAAUAUGUAAAAAAAUCAAUUUAAAUGUUGACAGGUUCAACGUUUUACAUGAAUCUUGUAUAUAAAUCCCAUAAACCUUUUUGAGGCAAAUGAAGGGGUUCGCUUAUCAUACCCGAAAUUUGCAAAAGAUGAUUUUUACUAUGUAUCAAGUAAAAUUCUGAGCCCACGAAAAAGAAUUAUUUAAAUUUAAAAAUGAGGAUCACCCUACUCUUCAUUUUUCCACCGGAAAUGACACUCCGAUCCAAAAACGACAAAUGAGGUUUUUUUGUAACGAAUUUUUUUUAGUUCAAAAGCGCAUUGAGAAGGUCGUUUUUUUAUAAUAAUUACCAUUACAGUUUAUUGAAUAAUUGCGAAAAACCAUUAGAAAAUUGUGAAAACGUACACAUUCAGUAGUUAAUUUUAUUUUAGAUUUUGACCGCAGCUCAGCGGAGGAAUGUACAUCGGUUCUAUUGUGGCGUGUGUUUUUUUUUUCUGUCUGUAUAUAACUUUUCUAUCAGAUAUCUCGUUCCGAUCAAACAGGAGAGCUUUUUUUGUAUCAUUUUGUGUCUAUAUUUGGGUCCAUUGAAGUGGUCAUUUUAUGAUUUUCCUAUGAUUUUCUUGUAGAAACGUAAAUAUCACGUAGAGACUAGACAUUCUUUUCCCUGAAUAAAUGUAUAAGCUUGUUCAAAAUCCAUUUUCUAUCGAGGUAUCGCCUAUUUGGAAUCUUCGGGGCUUAUAUAUUUUUUUAAUAUAAAAUUGUUGUAGUUUCGUAAAAACGCACGGACAUUUUAUUCGAGGUCCGUCAUGCCUACAAUAGUCGUUCGUAUGGCGGUAUGAAAACUCUCGAAAAUCCGCAGUCGCGAUUAUCGUAUUCCCGCAAUAAUACCUAUAUUAUAAUAUAGGUGCAAUAUUAUUAUACAGUUAUUAUUUAUCGAAUUAUAUUAUAGCGGACGUGGCAGUCGUGAAAGCGGUCAAAGGCGAUAAAGGCUCGAAAGGAGACCGCGGCGAAAAAGGUGCUCUGGGCGGUCAGGGCUCAGGCGGAAACCCCGUAAGUAUACUCUAUAAUAAGUAGGUAUAUAAUUUCGUAUAUUAUUUUGUUCAUUCGGGCCGGAAACGCGUCCGUUACGUUAAUGAAAUAAAAUACUUCCCGAGUUUUUAUUAUUAUACGUAUCUAUUUUUUUAUUAUAUUAUUAUUAUUAUUUAUUUAUCGCCAAACAAUCGGCAUGAAAGUACAAACAUCUCCUCUCUCUCUCUCUCUCCGUUAAAAUAUUAAGAAUUCAGUGUUUUAACACGUAUGCGUCUUAAUCGUUUACCCGGUAAUGUAUAGGUACUUCAACAGUAUAGUAUUAUAAAACUAUAAUACUUGCUAAAAGACAUUAUUUAAUAUUUCCAUUCCUUAUAACAGUGUGCAAUACUAUAUUUUUACUCGUUCGAAUAACGAUAAUAAUAAUAAUCGAAAAAAAUAAAACCGAAAACGUAUCGAUUCGGUAUUUUGACGACCAAAUAUUAUCCAACAGAACGACGAAACGGGUGUGUAUAAAAGUUUAAUAAAAUUAUAAUGCGGUAUUACUAAUAAAAAAACCUGUAUACAGAGUGUCCCGCCGUGUUCGACGAAUUUCUCUAGAUUUGUUAACGAUCAAUAUUUUUUAAUCUCCUAUUCUUUGAAGGGGACAUUUUUUUAAAGAAAUAUUACAUUUCUAUUUUCAUCUCCUAAUUUCCAAACAAAAAUAAUUUAAUCGGUUUACAAAAUAGCCAUUUUGUAAAAGGUUAUUAUUUUUUUUAAUGAUUAGAGAACGAAAAUAACGAUUUAACCUUUCCCUAAAUAGACACCCCUCCCCCUCUCAAAGAAGAACAGUUUGAAACAAAUAAAAUUAAAAACAAAUCUAAUAUUCAUUAUAAUCGAAUGUUCAUUAAUAGUUCGAACGCCGUGGGACACUCUGUAUAAGAGCUGGUUUUCCGAAUUCCGCAUUACAAUAAAACGUCACGUCAUCGUUAUAUUUGUCAUUUAUAUUUUUGACAGUGAAACCACGCACUAGGUACCCAUUUUUGAUUUUCAAAUAGAAUUUUCAUAAUGUACGUAUUUAUUAAAAAUUCCAUAAAUAGAUGAAGUUUUUUUGUUUGAACGCAUUUUGGCGUUGAAAUGUUUAAUUUCCGCGAUCUCGUUGACGAGAUAUUCCGUUUUUGAGUUUGGGUGAGUGAGGAGUAGAUAUUCAAACGACGUUGCGCCACGGAAAUAACGAUGCUACUCUACUACUCUUCCCCUAGCCAAAUUUAAAAGUAGAAUAUCUCGUCAGCGGAUUAACGGAUAUUAACGUUUCAAAAGCGGCCGGUGCGUAUAGUUUCGCACUCGGAAAUAAAGAUGACAACAAAUUAACGGCAACGGAACGUUUUAUCUACCGGCUCGUUUCUUUAAAAUCUCGGAAACCGUUAAUAUAAUAUACUUUUCCGAGACGAUGAUACGAUACAGCGUGUACGUUAUCGACGAUCGAUCGCCCCGUAUAUUAUUAUUAUUAACAACAAUGCGCGUGUAUAAUAACAUAAUAUAGGUACUAUCGUCGCGACGACGUAAAUCUCUGCAAACGGUUAAUUAACUAAUUAAUUAAUUAAUAAUGUAUUUUGCUUGUGGUUUUAGGGUCCGCCCGGUCUGACGGGACCCAAAGGUGAACCGGGAGAGCCAGGUUUGGCGGUGCCUAUAUCCGUCGCCGAUCUUGGAAACCUCAAAGGAGAUAAAGGUAAGACGAGAAACACGACGAUAAUAAUAAUAAUAAUAAUAAUAUUAUAAUGAAGUAUUUUAGUUUUAGACGAUUACGUAAUACCGCGCGAAUACACAAUAACAGUGUAAUAAUACUUGUACGUGCAUGCACGCAUAUUAGCAAGUACGGGUGUAAUAAUAAUAUUGUACGCCUUAUCGUGUUUAUCUCCGUCGAGUUUGUAACUUUUUACCAAUCCGAUACAUUACGACAAUGAUAUUAUAUUGUAAUGUUAUUGAACUAUUUGUUUAUAAUUAUUGUAUUGCUAUUUUCCUUAUCCGUUACCGAGGACCGCCUACGAUAUACCUACCUAUACUAUAUACUAUUCUCAAAGGGACGAACGGACAUUUUUGUACGGCCGUUAAUCUAACAUUAAAUCUGCGGCGUUAUUAAUUAUAAUAAUUAUUGUACAUAUAUAUUUCGAGUACUAAUUAUUCGAGUUAUGGUGUAAGCAUAUACACAACAUAGGUACACUAAAUGCUAACAAACGGAAAAAAAAAAUAUUUCCGCAAAGCCCAUCCCGCGAUCCACCGCCGCGAAAAUUUUAAAUAAUUACUAUAAUUAAUAUAAAAACCAAACACAACCGAGGUCUUAUCACGUGGCUUGUAUACGAAUUGCACGUGUGUAUUUACAUUGCGCUUAUUUAUUUUAAAAGUCUGUAUAAAAAGACAAAUUGUCAUUACAUAAACGAUACGACCAGACGUACCUUAGCGUGCGUUAAUGUUUGAACGUUCCACUAGUGUAUAUUGACCGCCCCGAUACAUUUUACCGAGACAUCACGGGGUCAAUAAUCACUGGCACGCCGUUCUUAAAAAUACAACGGGGUUUUUAUUUAUUACUUUUUGUUAAAAUCGAAAUGCCUGUGUUUUUCCUAACUAUUUAAAAAAAAAUAAAACAUGAUUUUGUCCGGCCACACGAAAUAUUGGCAUUGCUCCAAAAUCAUGAGUCGAAAGUCGGGGGUCAACUUCACGCACGCCUAGGUAUAGGAUAGCGACAAAUUAAUUUUUACGUCGCAUUAUAAAAGUACGAAUUGUAUGUCUAUAGCUUUUUAGAGAAAUGUGAAAAUAAUUUUUCAAUUCGGUAUUCUUUUUUUUUUUUUCAGAAUUAAUUUUCAAAAAUUAAUACUUUGUAAUAAUUAAAACUACACGCCGAGUAUAAUACUAUACUAUUGUUAUAACAGUCCAAUUACGAAUUUUAAUUUGACAGUUUCGUGUAUACAAAUACUGCAAUAUUAUACAAUGGAUAACAAUACAACAAAUGUACAUACCUAACUACUUGCGUAAAAUGUAUGGAUAUUGUGGUGCAGAAUAUUAAAUAAUAAGUGGUGACUGCAACCGAAAUAAAUGGCUGAUGAUAUUACAUUAAAUAUAAAAAUACACCCAAAUCCCGAUUUGCAUUAUUAUUAUUACCCGAGUGCCGACUAUAAAUAAAUUAUUAAUUAAAGAAUAAAACAUAAUAAUAUAUACUUUAUAUAGGUAUAUAAUGAUAUUUAUACUUGGAAAAUAAUGCGUAAUAUGAAAUAAACUGCAAUGUAUAGUAUAUAGGUAGUGCGGUCGUUAUAUUACGAAAUGUAUACAUAUUUUAAGUUCGUUAUAAAAAAAAAAAAAACAAUAGUGAUGAAACAAAACCCGGUAUGAGGGUAAAAUACGGUUGGGAAGGACGAAAACGGGACGGGAAUAUACGUCUAGGUAAUAGAAGGAAAAACAUGAACGCGAAAACUCUAGGAAGUGGUCCGAAAGGAACAUGUCGGCGAUGGAUAUAUCAGAUAGCCGGAGGACAAAUAGUAUUGCGGUCCUAGAGGCCGAAUAAAUUCGAAUAAUAAUAAUAAAAAAUAAAUAUUAUACAAUGAUACUUAUUGUAUAUUUGAAAAAACAAAACCACUAUUACUUCUUUAUUUUGACGGUUUAAACAAAAAAAUAAAAAAAUACCGAAAAAUUUGAAUAUAGUACAUGUAACCCGAAUGCAUUUAAUAUGUUGCAUUUUUCAAGUAUACAAUAUUAUUUUUAUGCAUCAACCUAUUGUAACUGUAAUAAUAUGUACAACGAAAAAUUGUAUUUAUACCCAUCUGGCCAUGUAUAAUAUGUGUAUAAUCUAUAUUAUAUUAUUCUCAGAUUCCCCGCAAAUAAUAGAUAUUUUAUUUUCUGAGACAUUUGACGUUAAUAGUGUUAUUCGGCUUUGAACAGUUUUAUUAAAUUGAUAGAAUACUGCAUUGGAGAGAAAGAAAGGGACAGGGAGAGAAAAAGCUUAUGUUGAAAUAAAUGACAUAUAGGAAGUAAAUAAAAGUUUCGAAUGUAACGGACCAAUUUACGUUAACGUAAAUUAUUAUUUCAAAAAUAUAAUAAUAUAUCAAACUUUAUUUUUUUUUUCGCAGGGAAGGAUUUUGAAACGUUGUUAAAAACGAUUAUUAGUCCGAAUAUAGUUUAUAAGUAUAAUAUUCAAGCGUAUGAUUUCAAAAUGAUUUUCAUCGUGAAACAAAUAUAAUUAAUCGUUUUCCUUGUAGCGAACGUUUUAAUUUUGAAAUACUCGAAAUUCAUAUUAAAAAAGGACUUCAGCUUUAACAGAAUAUUUUCUAUGACGUGUUAAAAAUGCAUUAGAGUUCCUCAUUAAUUAUAGAUUUUAGAUAAUUUACUUGUUUUUAUGUACGUUAGAUGAUUUUUUUUUUUUAAUAUUUAAUUUAAUUUGUAUUUUAUGUAUUUAGGUGAUAUGGGCAAACGAGGUAAACGCGGAAAGCCAGGUACAUAAAAUAUUACCGACUUGUAUACGUUUAAUAUGGCGGCCGAUGUGUAACACGUUUUUGAAAUGUAUGAAUCCGUUUUUGUUUUAUAGGUCCUGUAGGCCCACCUGGUCCGCCCGGAGAAAUUGGUUUACCUGGUUUACGAGUGAGUUUAAAAAACAAACAAAAAAAUAUAUGUGUACACAUAUUACGUUAGGUACCUACUAAAAAACAUAUAAUAAAUUAAAAUUAUGUAUUUUUUUAAACGCUACUAAAAAUAUUAAGGACGACGUAAGUUGCAUUUUAAUACGAUAUAUAUUUCAUUAUAUUUUAUCGAUGGCCAGUAUAAUAUAUAUAAUUACGAUAGUUAAUUAAUAAAUUAAUUUACCGCAAAGUAGAAGCAUAAUAUUAAUCUCAUUUUAGAGACAUGAGAAUUGCAUACAUUAGAUACGAGUUUUUUUUAAAUCACAUAUAUGUUAUGAAUACAAUAAUUAUCAUUAGUUUUGUAUUCUUGGAUGUAUGCAUGUCCAUACAAAUGAAAUACAAUGUUUUAAUAAUAUAAAUGCGUACCGUUGUAGGCUUUACCAAGAGCGGGAGGACCCAAAGGUGACAAAGGAGAUCCGGGACAGUCUAUAGUGAGUACCGAAAAUGGUAUAUUUUCGAUUCUAAAAUGCGUAUUUUUUAAUAUUUUGAUUUGGUAAUGUUCGUGUUUUUAUAUAUAAUAUAGAAGGGUGAUAAAGGUGAUCCGGGAUCGCCGGGUACAGGAGGCACUUAUACACCGAUACCGGGACCGCCGGGACCACCGGUAAAUACAAUCUCAAUUUAAGCGAUUGUUGGCUAAUUUUUUUUUUUUUUUUGUUUCAAUAUUAUAGUAAAAUAAUAUGUAUACGCAUUUCAGGGCCCUCCCGGUUUAGCGGUGGAAGGACAGAAAGGCGAACCCGGAGAUCCAGGUUUUGUUUCCUCGCCACUCCGAAGUAAUAACUAUACAUAGCUAUAAUAUAUUAUAUUAUUUUUAUUCUUUGAUUUUACAUUUCUUUGUUUUUUUUUUUAAUAUAAUUUUUUACUUUCUUUAGGCGCUAUAAACGAUCCCAUUCUCGUACCGGGAGCUAUGACGUUUCCGAACAAGAAAUCAAUGAUACAUGUAAUUUGAAUUGUUAUUCUAGUGAUCCAUUUAUCUACAGUAAUUUUCUUGGAGAAUUUCAAUUGAAUUUGAUUGCUUUUUUUCAAUUAUAUGGAAUCGUUAGUAAGCUUAUUUAUUUUAAAUAACUAACACUGUAUUCAAAUGUUUACCCUUACUGGUUUUACAUCGAAUGAGUAUAGGAACGACACUUUGAAUUUUUAAAUAACAAAUGGAUUUUCAAUCCUCCUACUCCUAGAUUCAAAUGAAGACAAUUUUCAAAAACAAUAGCUUUAUAUGGUUUUAUAUAGUUUGAAAAUAUCGUUCAAUUAAAAUAUGAAAGAUUCCAUAAUGAUUGAAAAAAACAAAAAUCAAAUUAAUUUAUGAAAUCCUCCGAGAAGAUCACCGGAAAAUAAAAUAAAUAAAAGAAAAUAAAACGUAUAAAAUAAUCAUUCUACAGUGAUUGUGUAGGCUGUGGAGUGGUAAUGCCUACGAUUCAUUUCACGUGUCACGUCUUCACAAUAAUAUACGUGUUAUGCAUAGGAUGCACGUGUAUUAAACUAAUUCAAUAAUUAUUUGUGUUUAGGUAACGGAUAGGACUCAAGUGGGUACUAUUGCGUUUAUUGUCGAAGAAGAAGCGCUUUUGGUACGUGUCGCGCACGGCUGGCAGUACAUUUCGGUUAGUGGAAUAUAAUAUAUCACGAUAUUAGUGAAUCGAACCGUAUCGAUCGAUUGAUCAUCACAUAUUCAAAUUUUUUACAGUUGGGUUCGGUGGUGCCGGCUGGAAUCGAAUCCGUUCCGACAAACACCCCGAUGCCGACAAGAGCGCCGUUGGAAUCCUCAAAUUUAGUACAUAAUAACCACAGUCCAGUAAAAGACAGCACGAUGGUAAGGCGUAAAAUAUUGUUUAUUUUUUCUUUUUAAAUACAUCGCGCGUAUUAUAGUCACAUUUUUUAAUUAAAAAUAACUUCGUCCGAAAUUCUUUUACGAACUUUUACAGAGUGGAUUCUUUUAUCACGACAAAUCGAUUUUCUCGGAAGAUUUCAAAGUGAAUUCGAAUUCAAACCCACUUUAAAACAAAGAUUGGAAUAGAAAAUGUUUGCCUGUCAAAAAAAUGUCGAAAUGCAUAACACUAAUAUCGUAGAUAUUAUGUUUACGAGAUAUAACUUAAAACUGUUUAAAAAUUUAGACCGAAGUAAUAAACUUCAUAUUUUCCAUUUUUAGACGAUAACACUAUACGUCCGACGAGAAAAUGGUUGAAUUGUGAUAAAAGAAUCACCCUGUAUAUAUAAUAAUAAUAAAAUUAUGUCUGAAGUAGUAAAAAAAAAUAUACGCAAUAUUUAUUUAUAUUAUUUUCAAAGAGAUUUAAUAAGAAUAAAUUUUUUUUUUCAGUGGCAUCCUAAACAGGUAAGUUGGAUGAACUUGAAUUUUUAAUAGAUUAUAAAACAUUUUUUUUUCAGGCGGGUACCAAAUUUUAAAUAAUUUUACAUUUUUUACUAUAUUCUACUUUAAAUUAUGUAAAAAUAACUCUCAUUCCGUCAAUUAUACUCAUAAUAUGUUCUGACCUGUUUUUUAGGAUUAACAUUAGGUAUCCUUUAAUUCUGCUAACAGGCCAAUAUCGUAAUACAACUUUGCGAGAAAGAGAGGUUACCAAUAGUGUUAGGAGAGAUAACCGAUAUUUUUAUUUAUAGGUAUAAAUAAUGAUAUUAUAAUAACUAAAAAUCACGAUUUAAGACUUAUAGGUAGCCCAGUGACCUAUAUUAAUAGGUGACAGUGACUCGUAUAAACUGACACUCAAAAACAGCUGUUAAAAUAACUUACAGAGUUCCAUAAUAUAUUUGACAGUUACCUUCGAAGAAUAUAAGGUCCUACGUGAUAUAGCUAAACCAAUAUAAAAUAGUGAAUUGUUCUCAUUUUCUAAAUUUAUGGCUAAACUGUGUUGUAAAUGUUCCCACAUGGAGCACGUUAGCAAUUAAUUUUUUUCGAGUAUUGUAAGUAUCAAUAUUCAUGGGUUAUGGUUUUAAAUAUCAUUGGCCAACAGGGGCGUACCUGUGUGGGGGGGAGAAGGGGACAUUCGCAUCUCCCCAUGGGUCGUAUAAUAAUACGUGACAAUAUGUGAGCAUUGUUAUAUUUUUUUUUUAUUUUUUUUACAAUUAUUUUGGUUUUUUUUUUUUCAUGAAGUUGUUAAUGAUAUGAUAAUUCCAAUUAUUCCAAUUUUUUUUCUAUUCAAUUUCGCAAAACUUCGUUUUUGCAUACCCACAGGCUUUAAAGAGCGUUGAAAAACUCACUGAAGUGUUUAGGGGGAGAGGUUCGAGGUGACUUACUUGGUAAUCCAUCGUUGAUGCGUAGAUAUUAUAAUACUAUCAUUGUUACAGUUACGGAUGGCUGCUUUGAACGAACCGUACACUGGCAACAUGCACGGAGUACAGAGCGUCGACUACUCAUGUUACCGGCAGUCACAGAGGGCUGGUCUCCACGGCGCGUUCAAGGCGUUCCUGUCAUCGCGCCUCAAUAAUCUAAAAUCGAUCGUGCACGAAUCGGACAGGGGCCAUCCCAUAUUCAACAUCAAGGGCGACAUGUUGUUUAACUCGUGGAACGACAUAUUCACCGAACACGGGACGUUCAUAUCUUCUCAGCCGAGAAUCUACAGUUUUAGCGGCAAAAACGUGCUUACUGACUUCUCGUGGUAAGCUAUGAUUAGCAAAAGUUUCAUCAAUUGAUCCGAAAUCCUGAUAAAAAAAAAAAAACUGAUAUAAUUCGCACGAUACGUGGCUCCAUCGCGCUACUCUUGUAGGUGGGAAGUUGUGUAGGUAGGAUAUAGAGGGGAAUUAAAUUUAUAUCUAUAUGCGACAGUCAAUCAUUGCUAACGAAAACGAUUCGGAGUGAUUUCUUGUACGUGUACGUACAUUUUCCAUUUUCCUACGUUUUUUUCCGGUUUUCAUUAAUUAUUAUUAAAAACGAAAUUGCUCACAGAAAAACAAUAAACGUCAUUGUAAAACCAAUGCAUUCCUCGCUACGCCCCGAAUCGAUUAAACAGUUUAAAACCUUAGAAAACAAAAAUAAAACCCGUUUAAUCCAGUGUAAUGGAUUAAAUCUGGAUUUUAAAUCCGAUUAUGGUUUAAUUUUCCACUCAUCGCAAUGAAUAAUUAUACUACGAGAGGGAAAAAAAUACACAAUAGAUACUGGAUACUUUCCUUGAGCAAACGACACAAACCAAUUUAUGAUUUUUGUUUAAAAAUGUUAACUUAUAAAAUUUUUCAUUGGCUUUUAAAGUUUUUAAAAAUCGGGGAGCCAUGGCAAUUGAAGAAAAUUAAUAUUAAGAACUUGAACAUUAAAAUAUUGACUCCGAAGGGACGAUUUCUGAUACGAGUUUUUAACCCAACUAUUAAAUUCACGUAAAAAUGGUCAUUGUAGACAGUUAUUUAUAAACUAAUUAACGAUAAUUCGAUUUCAGUUUUGAAAAAAUAAUAUAAAUACCUAUCUAAUCUCGUGAGCGAGUUUUGUAAUAGAUAGGUACCAAAGUAUUUUUUCUCGGAAAUGCACCAUGCGCGAGUAUCAUUACUAUCAAUGACAUGAGGCGUUUUUAUUUCCUCCUCCUUGAAAAUACUGUAUUGAUACGACCAUAUAUAUUUUUAAUACUCAUCGCAAAAGUAAAAGCACUGUGUUGUAUACAUAUUAUAAUAAGUGAUCCUAGAAAUGUUGAAAAACAAUAACGAUUCAUUUCGAAUGAGCCUCGUACAUUGUCGUAAUUAUACACUCUCGUGGCGGGCCGCAUUAAAAAAAAAAAACCAGAAGCUAUUGUCACUCACACAUAUACGUUACCGCCACUGCACGCUGUUCGUCUCUGUGCAUCGCCGCUUUAGUACCUACGGUUUUGUCGUUUUUCAAAUGACGCGGCGCACAAAAAAAAAGAAAAAACUACUUAUAAUUACAUGGGAAGAGGAAUGAUACCUUCACUUGCCGCUUCCUCACAUCGCAUCUCUUGUUUUAAGCAUCAUUUAUUCCUUGCGGGGCACAAUAACAGACCGACAAGCCCGUCAUAUCCUGGGGUCCGUGGCCAGAGGAAAGUGACAAACACAAUCGACGCCGCGCGAGUAUUGUUAGAUAAGUCUAGUUAUAGACUAUAUAGUAUAUAAAUCUAUUUUGGUCGGUAGUUUCGAAAAAAUCCAUGGUCAGCAAAUACAAUAUUAUAAAUAAAGAUCAAAAGACAUCAGAUGAAUACAAAACAUAAAAUUAUACGACCGCGACUUUGGUUAUUUUUGGCCGAAACCGAUCGAAAUAAUAUAAAUGCAUAAUACGUAUCCAUAGUAGUAUUCGUAUACUCUAUUUUAGAUUCUAAGCGGAUUAAAAUGCUAUUGGUUUUACAGGUCUAGUCAAAAUCGUAAAGAUAAUAUUUUAUACAAUUUUCUAUUAAAAUUUGGGCAAAAAACGUUUAACUGCAAACUCGUCGUCUAUAAUUGUAGGUACCAUUUAACUACGUAAACGCAUUUCAACUGUAUUAUAUCACUUGUUAAAAAGGCAGGGGCGACAUAUCUUCUUCGAUGCCUCUUCUGGUACGGUGACACCCUAGACCAUAAGUGGAUAGGUAUUUUUUUUUCAUUGGGAUAUAUUUUGUGAGCCACAUAUAGGUUCUAUAUAUAUAAUAAGAAAUAUAAAUGAUCGAUUCGCUCACAAUAUUUUUUACAAUAAAAUCGUUUAAUAUAUAUAUAUACUACACAAUCUUAAAAAAUGUUAAAAAAAUAUAUUAAUUAAAAUUAUAACAAUUUUAGAUUCUGAGUGAAGCGAAGAAGUUUUUCGUUUUACAAAGGUUUUCAUUUUUCAAUUUUAAUUUUUUUUUUAUCUGUAGACGACUUUUCUACAACAGAUCUUGUUCCAAUUUUUAAGUGUAGCACCUUUUCUAAAAAAAAAUCGGUAUGGGGACGUACUUUAAGAACGUCAUUUUUGAUUUUCCCAGGAGUUUACCAAAUAAGUGGGAAAAACGUAGAAAAAUAGGUACAAUAAUAAACAAAUAUUAUUAAAGAAAAUAUAUAAUGCAUAAAUGGAAUUAUUUUACCAUAAUAUGACAUACGAGGUAUCGUAGGUAUACAAAGUGAUCUAUCUAAGUGAGUUCACUCAUUAUCUCGGAAAAUAUUAACUUUUUUCGGAAUUUGUUUUCUAAAACGUUUAAGAAAAAAGUAGCUCUACAAUUUUUUUCACCCUUAUUUUUGGGGGUAAAACCACUACCUACUUUUGAUUUUCAAAUAGCGACCUAUAUUAAAAAUUCCAUAAAUUUCAUAAAUGGAGUACUAAAAUGAAAAAUGAAUUUUAGUGUUGAAAUUUUUGAUUUCCGUCAAUCCAUUAGCGAGAUGUUCCACUUUUAAGUUUGGAUUGUAGGAGAAUAGUGGAAUAUCAUUUGUGUGGCAGUACGGUGCACGGCGUGUUAAUAACGCACCUGUCCCAAUUAUCCUAGGACAGCAGCUUUUUUUAUUUUACUGUAUGACAAUGUUUAUACAUUUUGAUCAGACCUCCCCGAAAUAAAAUUAUGGAUACCCGCUUGUAAACAGGUAUCAACGUGUAUUAUACAGAGGCCCCUAAUAUAGAUAAUACAAAUAUUACAAAUACGCAUUAAUACUGGUCAGCCGUCGGUACACAAGUAUUAUAAAAAUUACAAUUUUUUUUAAUUUUUCGAGAUUGGGCCAUUGCAGCCUCUGAGUGUAAUAUUGAUGGGGCCUACCGGGAUUUUCCGAUAGGCUUAUCCACCCAUGCCCAGGAAAAACAUCCAACCUAGCUGUCCUACCAUACUGCCAUUUUUUGAUUCUCAUGAGCAUUUUAAACAUAAAUUACAAUUUAAGUAAAAUUAAUAUAUGUACAUUAUAUAGUGUAACAAAGCCAUGGAUGCCAUAUUAGGUAAAAUAAUUAUAAUAGACAGCACUGUUUAUCAAGUACAGAUUGUGAUAAAGUUAACAGUAUAGAGGGUCGAAAAACUUGAUGUCUGGCUUUCCCAACAUUUUACCAAAAAUGUCAUCGCCAGUCCAUAUCUUUGAUCUCAAGAUGUAGGUCAAUAAAUAUUGGCAGUUACUAAAAUAGCAUAACGGCAUAACUUCUAAAUGGCUAAAUUGCUGUAUAAUAAAUAUGAAUUAUACUUGUAUUGCCAAAUAAAUGUACAUUAUAAUGACUUGAGAAAUUUUAAUUUUCAACACGUGUUAGAAUAUGUUAUAAUGUGAAAAUAAUUAUGUCAUUUAGACUAAAAAUUAAAGAGAAACAAAAUUUAAAAAAAAAAAUGACUAAAACAUUCUUCCUGAAAUAUUGAUUCUUUAGAUUUAGAUAUUUUAUAGUCCGUGACUGUAACUCUCCUAUCGCCGAUAUAUUUCAUACUUGUCAAAUUUUUCUCAAUUACCUAUUCCUAAUUGUUGUAUUUAUUUUCUGUGCGUUAUAGGCCCCAGAAAUCAGUGUGGCACGGGUCAGAUUUGUCCGGCAACAGCGCGGUGGACGGCAAUUGCGACGCGUGGAACUCGGAGAGCUCGGACAAACAGGGCCUGGCGUCCUCGUUGUUGACCAUGGGUGGACACCGGGCUAAACUUCUCGACCAAAGUAAAUCACACGACUGCCGCAACUCUUUCGUCGUUCUGUGCGUGGAAAUAACGCCGCACUCGGGAACGAUGUUCUCGCGAAAACGACGCAGCGGUGGCCGGCACCCCCCGUACGAAGAGGCGAUGACCCGACACGAGUACGAGCGGCUCAUGAAUGAUAUCCUCGGACGUUGA
Molecule: messenger RNA, 55678 nt
Organism: Cinara cedri
Lineage: Eukaryota; Metazoa; Arthropoda; Insecta; Hemiptera; Aphididae
Source: the annotation of a GenBank genome assembly